GUGCGCGGCCCGAGCGGCGUUGCGCAGUGUAGGUUAGAUGGCGGCCGGCAGUGAGGCCUGGAGCGGUGCUGCCGUUUGAAAUAAGUCGUGGGGGGGGGAACGUUAAUCGCCGGCGGGCCGGGGAGUCUCUGAUCCGGGUUAUUGCCGCAGCUGUGUCCGGGAGGCUGAGCCCGGGGUUUGUGUAAGGGUUCGCGGCUGCCGAAGGUGAGGAGGCCCUGUGUGUGUGCGCGCCAUGGAGCUCGGUUUGUUUAUCCCAGUACUGACCCCGGCGGGGGGAGCUCCAUUUACAUGUUAUGUUAUUUAUUAUCAUUUUAUGUCGAACAGACUCGUGUUUUAAUGGUAGAAAGCGCUUCAGCUGCUCCCUGGGCAGAAACAUGGCGCAGUAUCCCUACAUCCUCCAUGUUCGAGGCAUAGGCCCCUCCAGCUUCUCAUUCAGCAAGGAGAACUUUAUAUUCAGAGUCUCCCUCUCCCCCCAAAUCUCACUUAUCUUUAUUAGGGACAUUCCAGGCUGGCGUUAGACACCCCUUCCCCUCUACCCCCCACUUACCCCCCCCCACUUCCCCUCUCCCUCCCCCCACUUCCCCCCCCACCCCCACUUCCCCUACCCCCCCCCCACUUCCCCUCUAUUCCUCCCCCCCACUUCCCUCUAUUCUCCCCUUCCCCUAUUCUCCCCGCCCCUCUAUUCUCCCCCUUCCCCUCUAUCCCCCUUAUUUUCUUUAUACAACAGAAUUGCAGGGAAAGACGGUUGGGUUUUGUAUGUUGUGCUUACUACGUGUGAUUUCACUGCCAGUCCCAAAUCUGCCUAAAAAUUGGACAUUGCAUGCAGCAUAGUAGCUGGGGAGUGGUUAAAAGAAGUACUACAACUCUAAGCACCAUAACUACUGCCAGUAGUCAAAUUGUUAAAAUGGCUUGCCUUUUCUUACCAGUGGUCUCCUACUUACACUACUAGCGCCAGAGAGACACAAUAUCCUACAUAGGUCUCCUAGGAUAAGUAACUGCACAACUGCUCUUUGUGCUUCUGACUCUCUGGCGGUAGAAGAGGUAAUAAAAUGGUUUGACAACUUACAGUGCAGGAAGGGGUACCAACGCACUUCUGGUAUCAUAACCACUACAAUUUGUUGGUGGUAAUUGGGCUUUAAGUGUUCUUUUAAAAUGCCAAAAAUUAGAUCAUGAUUACGUUAAAAGGAACACUGAGCACUUUAACCACUACUACACCAUGCUGUAUAUUUACUUUCAGAGUAACUAGUUAAAACAAUUUAAAAAUAAAAUAAUUACAAUUCUUUAUUUCUGACUCGUUUUAACGUGAAACCAGUGGAGGUACAUACAAUAGCAAAACGAGGAACAUGGCAUAUGUCUUACAAUACUGUACUCUGCUACUGAGUACAAGUAGCAGUGAGAACAAGGAUUUUUAGAUUUAAAAUAACUGAAAACGACUGGCUGUGUCAUAGCACAGGUAGACAAAAAGAAACAAUGUCCAUAACAGACCUAAAGGGUAUGUAAUAUGCCACAUACAUAUCAAAGGUAGCUGAGACGGAGCAGCCCUGUAUCACUGUGUCGUAGUCUGUAUGAGACCAUGAGAUGUGCCAGCAGCAAGUAUGUGCCUAAGCUUAGUGAAAAUAAAAACAAAACUUAAAAGUAUAAAAACAUCAGAUUAGGCACUAAUGUAUGAAGUCAUGUGAGCACCGGGGGGAGGUAGGGGUUACACGUGAUUGUGUUAUCUAAUGCAGGCUUAUGCCCUGAAGUGUUUAAUGGUUUACCUCACUGACUGAGAGUGCUCGGCUGAUGCUUUCCUCCAUUGAGAUAGCCCUGCAUGGCAGACUCACUGGGCUUAAAGCAACGCUAUAGUGUCAGGAAUACCAACAUGCAUUCCUGACACUAUAGUCCUGAUGUUGCAUUUUAGGUGACCGGCCCUGCUCUGAUUGUGCUGAAAAGGUGAUUUUACUUAGCUUUUCUCCCAUGGUCUUGUCGUGGCUGGCCAUGUCUACAUGUUUGUGAUUUAUCAAUCUUUAUGAUCUGUCACUCCAAUGCUUUCCGAUAGGCUACUGUGCAUGCACGGCAGAACACCAUCCUGCCCCAAUUACCAUCUCUUCAUAGAGAUGCAUUGAAUCAAUGCCUCUCUACAGGGAACAUUUAGCUGUGUGGAGACGCUGCACACUGUGUAGUACUGGACUAGGAAGCACCUCUAGUGGCUGUCUGAGUGACUGCUACAAGAGAUGUUAUUAGAUACCAAUGUAAACACUGCCUUCUCUCUGAAAAUACAGAAUUUACAUUGAAAAGCCUACAGGAACAUACUAUAGACACAAGGACCACUACAUUAAAGGGACACUAUAGUCACCAGAACACCUACAGCUUAUUGAAUUUGUUCUGUUGAGUAGAAUCAUGAUCUUCAAGUUUUUUGCUGUAAACACUGUCUUUUCAGAGAAAAUGCUGUUUACAUUACAGCCUAGUGAUAACUUCACUGGCCAAUCCUUGGAUUGCUGUUAGAGAUCCUUCCUGGGUCAUGACUGCCUAAAAUGCAUCCAAACAUUCAGUGUCUACUCCCUCCCCAUGCAGACACUGAACUUUCCUCAUAGAGAUUCAUUGAUUCAAUUCAUCUCUAUGAGGAGAUGCUGGUUGGCAAGGGCUGUGUUUGAAUUGUGCUGGCUCUGCUCCUGAUCUGCUUCCUUGUCAGUCUCAGCCAAUCCAAUGGAGAAGCACUGUGAUUGGAUCAGGCCACCACUCCUGAUGAUGUCAGCAGACAGGUUGCUAUUCGGAGGCAAACAGCAUGCAGAGCUACCGCUUAAGGCUUGAAUACAAGUAAGAAUUUGCUAUAUUAAGCAGGCAUGAGGGGCUCAGGGGGGCUAGAUAGUAGUUUUAACACUAUAGGGUCAUGAAUACUUUUUUGUGUCUCUGACCCUAUAGUGUUCUUUUAAGCUGUAGCUGUUCUGGUUACUGUAGUGUCCUUUUACGGAAGCUCCUCAUUAUAACUUCUAACCAUGAUUGGUGCGAAGUGGAACCUAGGGGAUUCUUAAGCGGUUUGAGGGCAGUCAUGUCACCAUAACCACUACAAUGCAUGCAUUUUCUCAUUUGAUCUGCAGCACCCAUGCUCUGCCUCUAGUCAUGGGCAAAAUAUUUAAUUGUAUAAUUGUGUAUUUGUGUGAUGUGAGCACCUGCUCACUACCUUCAAGUUAGUUUCCACAGUGCUGUGAUUCCAUAGGCCCAUAUGUUUUCCAGCUUAGAACCCUUAUGACUUAGUUGGACAUACUCUCUUAUGUGCUGUGGUUGCCAAUCGAGAGAUUUGUUGAACUCCCCCUUAACUGACAUAUGAACAAAAUCUCCGUUCUGGGUCCAAUUUCUGAAUCACUAUGGUGACCUGGCAUUAUGUAGCAGUUAUUGCUUUGGUUUAUGGGAAGCAGAUUUGUGUGGCAUAGACAAAGGAACCUCAGAUUCUUGCCUUUAUUACUUUUCAUUAUUUUUAGAACUAAUGUAUAUUUUGCAAUCUUCUAUGUGCUCCUUGGACCUGUCUUUCACAUACAAUCUAAAUCUGACUAGGGAUUGGCUGAUAUUUUUUUUAGUACCGAUAAUCUGUGAACGUUCAGGCUGAUAACUUACCGAUAUUCUAUACAUUUACCAUUUAAAAAAAAAAAAAAAUAACUAUUUCUACACAAAUCUAAUGUAACUGUAUAUGUUUAUUUUAUUUAUUUUUGCUAAUCUUUUUUUUAAAUUAAGGUAAAUGCACAAAAUAUACAUGCCAGUCCGAAUUUUUUAUAUUUCCAAGAAUAUAUGUGUGUUUGGAUGCAGUGAGAGUGUAUAGUGAAUUCAGAGUGUGUUUGUGUAGUGUCUGUGCCAUGAGUGUUUGUUUAGGUAUGUAAUGUGUGUAAAUUUAAAUUUUAUAAUUUUUUUUUAAAUUAAAUUAUGUUUUAGUCCCUGCUUCUUACCUGGCCAGGGAGGGGGGAUAUGGCAUUCCCUGGGGGGCCCAGCAGCUCCCUUUAGCUCUCGUGUGCCUACGGAGCGUUGCCAUAGUAACCCGUGGCAACGCUCUGACAGCCGCGGGACUCGUGAGCGUUAGACAGGGUUGCUGCUGGGAAGAUAAGUAAGAGUGUGCUGGGCCUCCCAGGACACUGAUGGCGGCCCUGGUCUGCAUUGUCAUCGGUAUUGGCCGAUACCGAUGUUGCUGAAAAUACAGAAUAUUGGCCAAACCGAUAAUCGGUCGAUCCCUAAAUCUGACUAAAUCUCAAAGCUUCAUAACGCAUAUUUGGGAUAGAAGUCAGAUUGCUUAUCUAAUAAAGCAGCUGCUGCAGUUUUAUAUUAAAGGAACACACCAAGCACCAUAACUACUACAGCAUGCGGUAGUGAAUAUGGGCCAGAAUGAAAGUAGUCAAAUUGGUUUUGAAUGGUUUUACUUUUUUAUUUGUAGUCUUCCAGGUGCCAUUGUUCACCUCCACUAUAGCCAACAGAGAGCCAGAAGCUCCUGCUUGGAAGCUUUAAUUGGCUUUCAUGAGUCAGCUGAGUCAGGCUUAGCUCGGAAACCAACCAAUGGCUCUCCAGUGAAUCUAAUGGGGGCAUGGAGCAGUCUGUUUUAACCCCAGUUAGGAGAUUAUUCCAUUCUAAAGUAGUUUGACUAUUUACAUUUGGAGUGGUGCCAAGGCACCCCUGGCACCACAAUCAAUAACCGCACUGUAGUUCCUUAAAGAUCUGUGAUGGCUUCUUCUUUUACGGUCUUUAUCAGCUGUAACUGCACAUGUGCACUGGUAUAAAUAUGCCAGUUUUGAAUCUGUGUACGCUUGUUUGUGCUUUGGUGGUCCUGCAGUUGCUUUGCUUGAUGAUCUUAACCAGGUCAGUGGUAAGCUCCGCUAUCAUUGCAUACUUCAUAGGCAUUUCUGCCAAAAUUGCAAUUAUUUGGGUAGUGCUUAAUUUUACCACAAAUUAAAUACACACACACACACACCUCAGAGUUGUGCAAAACUUACAAAUCUCAAAAAAGAGUGCAAAGUGUGUGUGUAUGUGUGUAUAUGUAUAGAGAUAUAUAAAAUCAGGGCUUGACAAAUUUGUUUGAAAUCUAGGAGCCAGAUUUUUAAUCGUCAAAAAUAUAAUUCUUAAAGGGACACUAUAGUCACCAGAACAGUGUCCCUGCACGCUUGUCAAUGUAAACACUGACUUUUCAGACUAUAAGUAGGGUUAACAUUUGUCUGGUAACACCUCUUGUGAAAAUCACUCAGACGGCCUCUAGAAGUGCUUCUUGCGGCAGGUCACCUAAACACUGACUGACACAGACAGACAACCUCACACUCACAGACCAUUAAUUUUAUUAUUUUAAAUCCACCCAGCCUUCCUACUUUUGGGGAAACUGGAGUGGAUUAGCUUUCCCCGGGGUCCAGUUGGACUGCUGUCAUCUCUCUGCUCCCUAGAGCGUUGUUUAUGGAGCCUGGGACUGAAAAUGACAUCAUAUGUAAGCUCCCGGCAUCAUGUGAGGGAGUAGAGCAGGCAAAUUACAGCUCCAUCGUCGCAGUGCUCAUUCAGCCGCCCGCGGUCCGCCUCCCUCGUUUUUAGCCGCCCGCGGUCCGCCUCCCUCGUUUUUAGCCGCGGCCCACCUCAAGCUUUUCAAUCAUGCAAUCAUUUAAAGGGACACUGUGGGCACUGUAACUACUUCAUGUGAUUGAAGUUGUUAUAGGGUCUGGAGUGCACUCGCACUGCCAUUCGUUGUUAAAUAGUUUUUAAGGUUUUAAAAAUCCUCUCUGCUGCGGAAUCAUGAGCCUGAGCAGCAGUGGGCAGCUAUGUUUGGCAGAGAGUAUCACUUGACCACUUUCAGCCUUUUACAGUGCUCAUUGCUGGCAUGGCUAGAAGGAAAUGUGUUGUUUUUGCCUUAACCAGUGUUUGGCUUUGGGUAGCUAGAAACUGUUAUUUAGUGUUACUGUUCCAAAAUAAUUUAACGCUGAAUUGUCAGUUUUAGGAAUUUCAUGCACUAUACCCAAUUCACUUUGAUUUAAGUAGUUUUAGUGCAUUCACUGUAGGGAUUGGACGAUAUUCAGAUUUAUUUAUUUUAAAUAUCGGUAUCGGCCGAUAAUCACUGGCAAUAUACCGAUAAUGAAUGAGUGGGCCGGCAUGUCCAUAAGGCGUCACAAGCAGCCGCCUUAUGGCGCACUGGCUCGGGGGGGAGGGGGGUUAAUCGGAAUGACCGGCAGAAGGUGGUCGCACAGCGCUCACUCCUGCCAGGCGCUCUGUGUAGCGUGGCCGAGCGGAGCAGUGCACACCGCGGUACAGGAACUUAUGUUUCCUGUACCGGUCCAGACUGAAAGGAAGUGUUCACUGAUGGCCAGGGAUCGGGGGGUUGAACAACACUAUGGGACAGGGAAGGGGGGUAAAGAACACUAGGAGGGAGAGAGGAACAUUAAGGGAGGACACUAAGGUACAGGGGAGGGAAGGAAAAAUAAAACUGGGGUAGGGGGGGGACCACUAAGAGACACGUGAGGGGAGUUCCUACUGCACACAUUUACACACAAACACACUGCAUCCACUACACACACACUGCAUUUACUAAUCAAUUACUCUUACUGCAUCCACUACUCACACACACAAAUAUUCUUACAAACAUUUAAAAAAAAAUCUGACUGGCAUGUAUAUUUUUGUGCAAUUACCACUUAAUUAAAAAAAAAAGUUAAAUGUACAGAAUAUCUGUAAACUAUCUGUCUGAAAGUUCAGAUUAUCGAUAUCUGCUCUAAAAAAAAAAAUGUCGGUCGACCCCUAAUUCACUGUAUCUUUUAAUUGUUUCUAAGAUGUCAUCCUCACAUAUCCUUCAUCCAAAAGCUUUUCAUAGGAAACAUUUGAAUUUGUACUGAUAGUGGCUCGACUCUCAAACUCCCUUUUGAAGAAAAAAAAGAAAAUAAAUUAAAACAGGAGGAAAUUGGGGUCAGCUCAAAAUGCCAGACCCUUUCCUCUUCGUGAACAGGGGUGGUUAUGGUUUAAUGUUGAAGUGAAACUUUCGUUUACUGUCAAAUUCCUCUGGCUGUCCUGUCAAGCGUUGUCUUCCUGGUGUCUGAUGUACAUUGGAGGCAGGUAUCUGCAAAUGUAAAUGCACAAGGGCUUCCGGCACAUGUGUCCACUGCUAAUUAGAUUUAUAAUGUGCAUCUCAUUGUUCAAACUUGAAUAAGAAAUAAUUUCAUUGGAUUUUGAGUAUAAACAUUGAAAAGGAGAAAUCGAUGAAACCUCACCAAGCAUGUGUCCAGCUCUCUGUUUACUUGAUUUACUUGAUACAGUUUGACCUCUAAAUUGAGUGCAUGUGGAGUAGUGUUGGUCAAAUACCGGGCUUUAACUGUGUUUACUACAAUUCAUUGUACUGUUUUAAGAAUCUCAUGUAAUUUUAUCUUGUCUUGAGAUAUACGAUUAAAGUACUCUGCAUGUUUAAAAUUAGUUUGGUUCGCUACUUAGCUGGUAAAGUGUACUUUAAAACCCCUAUAGUUUAGUCCUUGUUAUGUGUGAUUUACUGAAAUUAGUGAGUGAAGACAUUCUCUGCUAUUUCUAAUAUGUGUUGAAGUUAAGGAACGUUACAGUGAUGCUGCAUGUGCAUUAGGCCUUCCCUCAUCGGAAAGCAUCAACUCAAUGCCACCCUUUACCUGGUUACAUGAAUAUACGUCUUAACCGUGGGCAAGAAAUAUUGAAUCUAUCUGGCUAGCUAUUUAAGAAACAUAAAUAGGUGACUUUAAAAUCAACUAACUUAAAUGGAGACUCCAAGUACCAUAACAACUACAGCACUUUGUGUGUUACUGCCCUGCCCCUACGACUUACUGUCACCUUUUGUAUGUAGCCACAUUUUUUUUAAGCUGUGAACUUACAGGCCGAUAACUUACUGAUAUUCUGUACAUUUACCAUUUUGAAAAAAUAAACUAUUUCUACACAAGUCUACUGUUAGCUGAGUAUGUUUAUUAUUUAUUUAUUCUGCAAAUCUUUUUUUUUUAAUUAUUAUUAUUAAGGUAAAUGCACAAAUUAUACAUGUCGGUCAAUUUUUUGUUUUCAAGAAAAUGUGUGUGUAGUGGAUGCAGUGAGAGUAUUUGAUUAAUGAAUGCAGUGUAUGUAGUCUGUGCAUAGUGAAUGCAUCGUGAGUUUAUGUAGUGUGUGUGUGUGUGUGUGUAUAUCAUGAAUGCAGUGUGUGUAUAUCAUGAAUGCAGUGUGUGUAUAUCAUGAAUGCAGUGUGUGUAUAUCAUGAAUGCAGUGUGUGUAUAUCAUGAAUGCAGUGUGUGUAUAUCAUGAAUGCAGUGUGUGUAUAUCAUGAAUGCAGUGUGUGUAUAUCAUGAAUGCAGUGUGUGUAUAUCAUGAAUGCAGUGUUUGUCUAGUGUGAAUGUGUAGUGUGUAUGUAUAGUGAAUGCAAUGAGUGUUUGUGUGGUGUGUGUGUGUGUGUGAGUGAGUGUUUUUGUAGGUAUGUAAUGUGUGUAAAAUGGGAGUGGGGGCAAUUUUUUCUUUGCUUUUUUUUAAUAUUACAUUUUUUUUUUACAUUUUCUUUUAGUCCCCCCUCCCUGUUUCUUACCUGGCCAUGGAGGGGGGAUAUGGCAUUCGCUAGGGGGUCUGCGGCAGUCCUGCGGGGCCCAGCACACUCUUACAUCCCAUCAGCUCCCCUGUCUAAUUCUCGUGGCCUGUGUGCCAUGGUAACCCGUGGCAACGCUCUGGCGGCCGCGGGAGUUAGGGGAGCUGAAGGUAAGUAAGAGUGUGCUGGGCCCUGGUUUGUAUUAUCAGCUAUAUCGGGAUCUUUAUUUGCUGAAAAUACAGAAUAUCGGCCAGACCGAUAAUCAGUCGAUCCCUAGUCCAGGGCUUAGCUCAUUGACUUAAACUGAGAGUGAUCAGUUGAUGUUCUCAGCCAAUGAGCCAGCUUUGCACUGUAUUACUUAGGACAGGAGAGCCAAUGGAAGCAACUAAACUUGAGCUUCUGGCUCUCCUCAUGCAGAGUUAAGAAGAUAACUUUAGCAAAAGGUUUAAAUACUUAUUAGGGGAAGUUCGUCAUGGUAUUCUGGAAUCAUAACCACUACAGAGUUCUCUAAUGUUUAUGGCCCUUGGAGUGUUUCUAAGCUUUUAUGUAAUAUAUUUGUUCCUUGAAUGCAGCUCUUAUGUUAUUGCAUUUGUUUGCUUAUUACUGGCAUUUAUAAAGCACCAACAAAUUCUGCAGUGCAUUAAAUGCUCUAAUUUUGUAUCUGAUAAGCCAGCGGAGGGUAAAAGGUAGAUUCUUUGAUGUUGAAGAAGUGCAACUGUCAUGUUGCUUUGCCAUUCUAAACGCCUUCAAUGCAUCGAGAUGAAUUAGUCUGUAUGGUUAUAGUGGUCAUUUAAGCACCAGAUACAUUAUUUUGUGAAGUGAGAUGACGCAGUUGGUUUAUCCCCAAAGUAUUAAAUCCAAAGCUGAGUGUACGCAAGUUGUAUAUUGUGUGCUUCCACUUUUGUUUUUCUUAAUUUGUAUUUUAGUUAAAAUGCUGUGAUUAAGGUCCAAACUUCUGGAAUAAAAGGGAAUCAUGACAUGUCACACGUCAUGUGUCCUUAAGGGGUGAAAGGACAACUAUAGUGCCAGAAAAACAUACUAGUUUUCCAGGCACUAUAGUGCCCUGAGGGUGCCCCCACCCUCCGGGUCCCACUCCCGCCAUGCUGGAUGGCGAGGAAAGGGUUAAAUCUUACCUUUUUUCCAGCGCCGGGUGGGGAGCUCUCCGGCUCCUCUCCUGCUGAAUGCGCAUGCGCGGCAAGAGCUGCGCGCGCAUUCAGCCAGUCUCAUAGGAAAGCAUUCACAAUGCUUUCCUAUGGACGCUGGCGUCUUCUCACUGUGAAAAUCACUUCAUUAAGCUGAAGUGGUCUGGGUGCCCAGAGUGGUCCUUUAAAGCUGCACUGUUUUCUCUUUUUGCCAUUUGUAGUGUCAUUUACACUGCUUUUUUUUUCUCUCUCUUUUGGCUUUCAUUUAACCACACACUCCAAUUUGACCAAUCUAGGCUUUUCCACCAUGGUUCCAUUUAGAAAUGUGUAGGCAUGUAUGGUUGCAAAGGCUUUUUUUGGUUUGUUUUUUGACAGAAAACUUUUAAUAUUGUUUCACUCCUGUUUUCUAAAUUGCUUGUGUUGUACAACGUUGCUUCAUCCUUGGGUACAUUACUGGAAAUGUUUAAAGAAGCGCUCCAUUAAAACGUUUUCACUUUUUAACUAAAGUCAAGUUUGCUCACGUUCGCAUGUUAUCAUAGGCAACCUUCAGCACAAAUUUUGUAGACUUUAUCUCCCUUGAUGCUUUGCCAGCAUUUUUUAUUUAAGAGCAUUAUGGGAGACGUUUCCACAUAGUCCGUGAGUAGGUCAGUAUCAUGUGCCAAUAAAGGAACAGUCUAGCUACCAUAAACCCUUGUAUGUCAAUAUGUUACAUGCUUUCAUUGGACUGUGAUCGAUUUUGCCUAUUUUCCCAUCCCAGAGUGCCUUAUAACUGCACUAUGUUGCAAACAUUGCUGCUGCUAACAUGAUUGUAUUUAGCCUAGGGUCACCAUGUCUUCUGAAAAAGUUUAGUAAUCAAGUAAUGCAAUAAGUAUUUACUUAAAAAGCAGUAAAUCAAUUUGAUGAAAACAGUCAAAAUAUAAUAGAUCUUUACUUCAAGAUUUUUAUCUGACAUAUUGCCUUUGAUAUUUCCUUUGUAUUUAGGAUUCUCCAUCUUUGUCCCCUCGUAAACCAUCACCAUGGCAACUGAAAUUGGUUCACCACCUCGGUUUUUCCACAUGCCCCGAUUCCAGCAUCAAGCUCCCCGACAACUCUUCUAUAAAAGGCCUGACUAUGCACAACAGCAGGCCAUGCAGCAGCUUACAUUUGAUGGAAAACGUAUGCGUAAGGCUGUGAACCGCAAGACUAUAGAUUAUAAUCCUUCUGUUAUCAAAUACCUUGAGGUAAGACCUACUUUUUCUGUAAGAAAGUCACUAUCGUUUUGCAUUCCAACUGCCUUUUCCCUAAAGACUACACUUGAGAUAUUAUGUCUUUACCAUGGUGAGUAAAUUAUAGUAAAAAUAUAGUAUUUUAAAAGGAUACUAUAGUGCCAUUAUUGGCACUAUAGCUCCCUCUGCCUCCCCCCUCCCUCGUGCCCUAUCCCAAUGUCCCUUUGCAAGGGGUCAUGACUCUGCCUACUCUGAGGUUGUUCGAUGAGGAGUGCUAAUGCACAUGUGAAUGCCGCGCAAGCAAUAGGCUGACUCAAUGCUUUCCUAUUGGGAAAUAGCGGAACCAAAAGUCCGGUAACAUUCCGGAAGCUCCCUCUAGUGGCUGUCUUAGUGCUGUAAUGUUUCACCUUGUUUUAUUUUUGCAAUGUUUUACAUUGUAGCACUAAGUGCAAUAGGGAGCUGAAGUGGUCUGGGUGCCUAUAGUGUCCCUUCAAUGUUUCAGUCCAGCAAGAACGUUGUAGAAUUCAGAAAAAAAAAAAUAAUUUGAAAUUAUUACAUUUUUUGACAGAAUAAUUCCAUGAUGCAGACUUUGUAGCAGCACUGUCUAUCUGCUGGUAUUGGGAGACCACGGUGUCAUUUAAAGGGACACAGUAGGCACUGUAACUGCUUCAUUUCAUCGAAGCAGUUAUAAUGUCUGGAGUCCCCUGAUAGUGUCCUUCCAUUCAGAGUUAAACAGUUUUUAAUGCUGAACAAAUAACUGUAACUGAUCCUCUCUGCUGCUUGGGCUAAUGAGGAAGCAUUAACCAGAGUAGUAAUGGUCAGCGAUCAUCAGCUGAGAGUGUCAGGUGAACGCUUUCAGCCUAUUUCAGUGCCAAUGGCGGCUAUGAAUCGGUAUGGCUAGAAGAAAGUUUUUAAGCUCUGCCCGUUACUUAGUGUUAAACUGCUCAAAAAUGGUUUAACAAUGAAUUGAGUGACAGUGCUAGGAAACUCCAGGCAUGAUUAUGAAUUUAAUUAGAUGAAAUUAUUAUAGUGAGUACGGUGUCUUUUAAAAAUCAUGCCACUCUCCUUUAUCAGCAGUGGCCAAAUGUGGGGAAGACAUAUUUGCUAUAUGCAGCAUGGGAAUGGGAAUUCGCUUGAUUAAAUGUUUGUGCUCAGCCAUUAUUUGGUGAUUUAAUCUGUGGUUCAGCCUAAUGAGACAGAGACCUGCUGAAUCAGAAAAUGCCCUCACUUGGACUCCCUCUCCUUAGUGUUAAACCAUUUUGAGCAUUUUAACACUAAGUAAGGGAUCUGUAAGUGGUCAGCUGACACUCUCAACCAAUCACAGCCAGCCAUUGCUGCUCAGGCAAGGAUUUCUCACUAUCUAAAGCAGCACAGAGUGGAUAGGCUGUUGGUGACUUUUGUUUAGCAUUAAACCAGUAAAAACUGUUUAUGCUGAAUGUCAGAACAGCAUUAGGUAAUUCUAGACACUAAACCGUUCAAUGUGAUUUAGCCUACAGUGUGCCAUCGAAGUAUUUCUCCAAUUUUUGGAUAUUGGUUGUUAAAUGGCCAAAAAGUGUAAAUAUAGAUGUGUGGGUACUCAAAAUGAGAUCAAGGACUUUAUGAUUGUACAAUCAAGCAGGAAAGAUGUCAAAAUUGCUCUGUUAAUAAAGCUUGCAUGUGUUGUAUUUCUUUUCACAGAAUCGUGUGUGGCAGAGAGAUUAUAGAGAUAUGAGAGCCAUUCAGCCAGAUGCUGGAUCCUACAAUGAUGUAAGUUUUAGACCUGCCCCCACCAGUUUUGUAACAGUUUCACUUUCAUCUUGGGAUUUGGGAUUGGCAUGCACAAGUCCCUGCCUCCACUACAGCAUUCAGGAUACUCUUACUGAGUAUAGUCCACCUGGCUGCAUAGAGGAGGAGAUGAGCAGUUCCAGCAGCCCCUGGUGAGGAAGUCAGAACAUUCUAAAACAGACUUCUUACAAUAGGGGGCACAAGGCCAUUGUUGUGGAUAUGGUGAUUGGUAUGCUUUGAAGGGCAACUGUAAUGGGAAAACACCCUAUUUUUAAACACAUUUUAAUAAACAAUAUAUAAAAUAAGGAAAGGUUCAGUACAAAUGCAGGUCUGUCUGCAGCAAGGCUAAAUGAGCUUAGUUGUGUAUACAUUAUGCAUAGUCUGCAUGCUCAACUUGGACAAAAUUGAGCAACUGAAGUAUUACAACUGAGCUAAACAAAUAAUGCACAGGGAAAAGGCCACUGGACACCCACCCUCCGAGACAAUGAGAGGGUGCAUUACCGCACCGUUUUCAAAAUAUCACUAAAUUGACCAUCCUAGAGGAGUGGGCUUGAACAUAUAAGAACCAACUAAUAAAUCAAAUAAAGCUUUUGGCCAUAGAGCCCUAUAGCUAGUAGAACUAGAGAAAAAAAUAAGUGGGUGAUAAAAUAAGGAGGCACUGGGUUAAUUGAAAGAAAAACCCCCAAAUGCUAAUGACUGAAGCGGUAUAAUACAGUUAUUUUAAAAAGCUGGCAAAUAUACCCCUAAAUGAAACCAAUAUAUAAAGACUCCUAACCACAAAAUUUUCUUAUAGAAAAAUAUAUUGAAUGUGAUAAAGAUAUAGAAUGCAAACUCAUAUUUGAGUAUAGUGUAAAAUGAUUGAACAAAGUGGGGACCUGGAGGUUAUCCUGGUCUUUUUAAUUUAUUUUGUUUAAGGUGACAGAAGUCCUACAGUGGUCUGUGCUUCAACUGCAAUAUCUCUAGUACUUAUUUAACCCUCAGAAUAUUGUAUAUUAAUAUUGAAGCUUGGCAGGGUCAGUAUCAGUGAGUGGGACCGUAAUAUCUGCAUCAUUUACUUAACUGAAAAUUAGAUGUAUAUUUUUAAUAAAAAUAAUUUGUGAUUUUAAAAGCCAUUUGAAAUAUAAUUUUUUGAGCGUUUCCAUACUGAUGGGGCAUACUGAUUUUUGUUGCAUGCAGCUUGUUCCUCCCAUCGGAAUGAUUAACAACCCUCUGAAUGCUGUGACCACCAAAUUUGUGCGCACAUCUACCAACAAAGUAAAAUGUCCGGUAUUUGUAGUGAGGGUGAGUAUUUGCCAUUAUGGAUGUUAUGAGUAAUGUUCUCUCAAUGUGUAUAUCUGUAUUUUUGAGGAAGUUAUAUUUAACGAUUCUACUAACCUUUUCUUUUUUUUAAAAAUAUAUCUUGUGUUGCAGUGGACCCCUGAAGGGCGCCGCUUGGUAACUGGAGCUUCCAGUGGAGAAUUCACUUUAUGGAAUGGGCUCACAUUCAAUUUUGAAACUAUUUUGCAGGUAAGUACUCUGCAUAGCACUGCACAUUUUUACAUUUUCCAAUGAUGAGAUCCUAAAGGAACUAAAGAAACAUUGAGAGAUUUUGAGGGUUUCUUAUUAAGAUUUUUAGGCUUGCCAACUUUUUGGAACUUCUUUCUUUUUAUCUUUUCUACAAACUGAAAAAAUAUAAAUGUUUGUAAUAGGCCUGAUAUGUUUUUACCAAAUCCAAGACAAUGCAGGCUUGCACUAAUCCCUGACAGAAAGUGAGAGACCCUGGCUGGAAAUGAAAUACAUCUCAUAAUUGAACUGUACACACUGAAAUACAGGGACCAUUAAGGGAGACUAGUGAGCUUAUCUGCAUGCUACAUUAGACCGCAAUAGGACGUCCGCUCUAAGAUCUCCGUUGUUUUUUUGUUUUUAGAAUAUUAGUCAGACUUUACAAAUUCAUGCCUGGUAAGAAUGUGUUCACUCGUUGAAAAUAAUGCAAUUCCCAUUUUUCCUCUUCUCGUACACAGGCUCACGAUAGCCCGGUUCGUGCCAUGACAUGGUCCCACAAUGAUAUGUGGAUGCUGACUGCUGACCACAGUGGCUAUGUUAAGUAUUGGCAGUCCAACAUGAACAACGUCAAGAUGUUCCAGGCGCAUAAGGAGGCGAUUAGAGAGGCCAGGUUUAUAACUACUCCCUUUUCCAUAGUUUCUAUUGCUAUUUUCCCCAAGUGGUCUAUGUAUAUUUCUAAAAAAUGCAUUGGAUGUCAGCCUAGGGUGUUUUGGUGGGAGGGAUUGCUAACAAAUGCCAAAGAGCAAGUUUUGAACAUUCAUUUAUUCUCUAAUGCCUGCACCCAUGCAGCAUUGUGUACUGUUUUUUACUUACACUGUGUAUGCCAAGAUUUUCUCUUUAUAAAUAAAGAAUGCUGUGCAUGUAAAAGUACAGAGAUGCUAAAUAAAGCACACAUCCAAGUAAAUAAAAACUGGACCUCUUCACGCUCCAUGACAAUAAAUAAAACCACAUACUCUCACAAUAUCUAGGUCUUCUGGGCAGUACCCAUACACGGGGAGAGUUGUGCGCAUAAUCUUUAGACACCUUAAAGUGAUGCGGGUGAAACUUUUUAGUAUGAUAAAAAAAGAUGGUUAUUGCAUCAUGUUUGUUGGUAACGUAUAAUCAUUAUACGUGGUAAGAGAACUCUACAGACACCUGCGGUGGGGAAACAAGAUUCAGCCACAAGCCUCUAAUAUACUAUCAAACAUAUGCAUUUACUUCACAAAAGAACAGUAAUGAGGAUCUCCUAUAGUUCAUGUGGAUUCAUAGAAUCAUAGUUGAAACAGAUUACAUUGAUUUUGUUGAUUGUUUUUCCCUCAACACAAAAUGCAAUCAUUUCGGGUUUUUUUAGUUUAAAACAUAUAAAUGUCAUGUAUGCCAGCAGUGAAAGUGUUUAGCUUGAACAUCUGAACAGUUGCUAUGCAUGAAAAUCUUUUUUUGCUGCAUCUGCGUACCCAUCAUUAAUUGUAAACCAACCUUACUCCUGGAUUUCUUUGAGGAAAAUGAUGUCCUACAUCUAAAUGCAAACUUAUAAGUGUUGCCAAUCAGAGAAUAAAGGAUGGAAGGGGAGAGACACAAAGGUAGGAGGAGAUGCUUGCAAAGGUUGGAGAAUUGGGAUCUGUUGGGUGCAAAGUAAGAUUUGAGGUGGCUUUGUGUUGGAAAGUGAGAAUGAGGUGCACAUUUUGGGGGGACACGUUGAAUGAGAUUGCAAAUGGUUGUUGGAUAGUAAGUGGGUGGUGGUAAAAUUUGAAUGGAGUGUAAGAAGGGGUCACAAGCUGCCGAACAACCGAGAAGUAAAACGAAAAAGAAUCUGUUUAUAUGAAAAAUGUACUGUAGUCUACUCUUAACUUUGAAACAGGCAGAUUGAGUUUAUAGAGGCUGUGAAAUGUGGACGGUGUGUGUGAGAAUAGGGGUGAGAGAUGUGGUAGACCAUGAGUAGAUUCUGUUGACUGGGGUGGCUGUUGCAGGUUACAGAAUGGGGAUGGAGGGCAACAGAUGCCAAGCAAAGACCAAGAAUGGGGAUGGCUCCAUCUAAAGAAAGAAUAAGGUUGAUUUGGGAGAGAAAAUUGAUGUGCUGUUGGCUGGAUAGCAUGGGAGAAUCUGGACAUCAAAUGUUGAUGCAGAACAAAGAGGGCAGUAGUAUGAGAAUGUUAUGGCUGGGAGUGUGAGUAUAAAGGGUGUUGAAUUCAAUAGUCAGAUUAAAGGGACAUAUUUAUAUGUUGAAUAAAAAUGGAAGAGACUAAGGAAUAAGACAGCAUAAUGUUGAGACUUUGAGUAAAGAGACAGUUCAGUGGGCUACUGAUUUUGCACAGUGACUGUUGGAUCUGUAGGUGUGCACAGAAUGGAAAGUGGGAAGGUUUUUUUUUUUUUUUUUUUUUUAAUGGAACUUUAGGGAAUAGGACAGAUAAUACCUAUUAGCUAGAGAAUGGGAGAAUCAGCAGUGAUAAUUUGGUAUUGUGGAUUGUGAUUGGACGGUGGGAUUGGGGAACAGGUGCUAGAGGAUAGGGGCUGAGUUAGAAACUGAGUAGGGCCAGUGUUUAUAUGGUUGUGGAAAUGGGAAGAAGGCUUAGAGGAAUUUCAGAUUGAGGUCGACAACUGGGCGAAGAGAGUGCAUCUUGAAACGAUUGCUGCGGGCCAUAGAGUAGUAGGGGUCAGUGGUGAUGACUAAGCGUUGUCAUUGAAGGGGUUUGGCCCCAUAUGUUGAGUAAAAUUUGGAAAAUGGGGAAUCUGGUUAGUGUUGGGAACGGUGGAAAGAAAACCAAACGGAAAAAUAUUUUGAGAGGCUUAUGGUAAUGGGCGAAACACUACAGGUGUUGGCCAGAGUGUGUAAAAAUGUGUGGGCAUGACAAAUGUAGUUCUAGACUUUGAGAAUUGGGAGAAAUUGGUAAUGUGUCAGAACUUAUUUCCAAAGCAAUGUUAGGCAGUAGUGUUGGGUGUGAGCAUUGGAAUGGGCAUGGCAGUUGUUGAGUGGAGUGUGUGAAUGGGGUUGAUGGAUACUGGAGAGACCAGUAUUGACAAUAUUGGCACAAAAGGUUGGGCUUUAGCUUUUAGAUCUUGGAAUGAGAAAUUCUGUUAUGCAGAAUGAGAACUUUGGACAGUAUGGAAGAGGUUUCUGUUGCUAAAUCUGGAGUUUAAAAGUUUUUGUGUAGCAAGGUUGUUAUGAAUCUACAAUAAUAAUUGCCUAGGUAGUGUGGUGUUCUAGCAGAGGAUUAGUGGGCUUUCAAAACAUAGAAGGGUUAUAUGCUGUCCUGUGUGAGUAUUGGGGGUUUAUUCACCAAAACUCUUAAGUUGACUCUUUGAGCCCACAAAGGAAAAUUGUAAAUAAAUGAGAAUAUGAAAAAAGAAAAAUUUAAUCCUGAUAUGAGACUUAAAGGAACAUCCUUGGUGCCAUAACAACUAAAAAGGACACUAUAGUCCCCAAAACAACUUCAGCUUAAUGAAGCAGUUUUAGUGUAUAGGUCAUGCCAACCUUUAAGGUCAUUUGAUCAGUUUUGUCCUAUUUAUGCUAGUUUUUUGUUUUUUUCCAUGUUCAGAUCUUUUUACUUUGGGAUAGAUCGACUUUUUGCAAGUAAUCUGAUUGGAAGGUAAACGGUUAAGUGGAGCUGCUGAGCCGACUCUGCCACUAACAAUUACCUCUUUUCCUCUUAUCUGUAUGUUAAAGACAUGCAAGGGGGCAAGCGGACCAAUCAUCAGAAACAGAAGACAGUGUUUGGCUGCUAGGCACUGUCAGCAACCUGGCUCUUUCAUUGACUGGGUUUAGUAUAUUCUCUGUGUCUAAUAAUGAAGUUGCUUGUGAAAAGCUGCAAAACAUAAAAUAACAAAAAAAACAAAAUGCGUUUUAUAUGAGCCCAAAACCUAUCAAAUGCACUUAGAUUGUCCAUGCGGAAGUGCUCUUUUAUUGUUUUUUAAACUGGUUACAAACCCUAAUCUCUACAAAAAUAGCUCACCGCAUAUCUCAUAUUGAUGGAAUCUUGCCUCUAAUUAAAGGGACACUAUAGUCCGUAUAACCAACACAGCCUAAUUUAGUGGUUUUGGUGUCUAUAGCAUGUCCCUUCAGGCUCAGCAAUGCAAACACUGCCUGUUUAGAGAAAAGACAGUGUUUACAUUGCUAGACAGAAUGUAGUGUUUAUAUUGUUGUCUAGUAGCACCUCUAGGUACGGCCUCUAAAGGUGCUUCCUAUUUCAGUGCUGCUUACAGUGACAUGAUCUAUACUGCAAAACGUUCUGCAUAGUUACGAUGGGUGCUCCAUAUAGAGAAGCAUCUCUAUGAGGAGGUGCUGAUUGGCGCAGUGUGGCGUUUUGCUGCGCAUGCUCAAUAGCCUUCCAAUGAUUUCCUAUGGGAAAGCUUUGGAUUUGCCGAGAUCAUAAAAAUUGAUCCCAGCCGCGGUAAGAUCAGCACAAUGAAAGAGAACAAGUGUAAGUAAAACUCCUUUAAACUUCAUUCUAAAAAGGACCGGUCACCUCAACAUGUUUGUAUUGUUAGCACUUAGUUGUUCCUUUAACCCCUGAAGGACACACGACAUGUGUGACAUGUCAUGAUUCUCUUUUAUUCCAGAAGUUUGGUCCUUAAGGGGUUAAAGUGAAUCUUCCCUAUGCUAAUAUCAAAACUUCAGCACCAAUUAAAAUCUGUUGAAAAACCUUAGUCUGCUUGGUAAAUGGUUAAUAGGAGAAACAGUUGACCAGCAUAAUAGUAGUAACAUAGCAAACCGAAUUUUAUUGCAGAAUGGACUCAUAAAACCUACAUUUUGGCUAAGUGGCUUUAUUAAUGAUUAGUACAUUAUGCCCAAACAUUUAGUUUCAUAUUUCCAUUCUGCAGUACACAUCUGUUUGUUUUGCUACUUUUGUGUGAUCUGUUUCUCCUAAUUACUCACCAGUGGGAGCAUACAUUUCAUUACUAGUUUUCCUGUGUGCAUAGCUCUAUAUGAUGAAUUAUGAAAUCACUGUGCUUUCAAUAGUGCCUCAAAAUUGCAUUUUAGUUGCACCAAGUUAAGGAUAUCUACUUCAGCUGUCAAAAUGUAGGAUUUAGAAAAUGAACUGUUGAAAUUGCUUGUAAUUGGAAGCUAUUAGUAGGAAAGGAGUUCACUAGAGCCUCAUAGUUUGAGUAACUGAAAGUGGAGGAAUUGUAAUAAAAAUGUUGGACAGGAUAGGUACCUAAACAACGUUGGCUUAAUGAAGCUAUUCUGGUGUAUAGAUCAUGCCCUUGCAGUUUCACUGCUCAAUUCUCUGGGUGUUAACUCACUUUUGUUUCUGUGUAUGUGGCCCUACCCACACCUCCCCUGGUUGUGACUCUCAGAUGUUACUUCAAAAGUUUUAUCUCCUGCUCUCUAAAUUUAAUUUUAAUCACACCCUGGAGGCUUCUUUAGGGUCUAGCAAGCUAGUAACAGUGUAGGGGAUACAAUAUUUUAAAUUAAAACGGAAUUUGCAAUAAAUGAAGUGUUUAGAAGGCUGUGUAUAUCACAUGCAGAGAGGUGUGACUAGGGCUGCAUAAACAGUCAUUUAACUACUAAAUGGCAGUGAGACUGCAGGGACAUGAUUUAUACAGCAAAACUGCUACUUUAAAGUAAUACUAUACUCACCAAAGCAACUUUAGAUUAAUGAAGCAGUUUUAAUGUAUAGAUCAUCUCUCUGAAGUUUGACUGCUCAAUUCACUGCCGUUUUAAUUGUUAAAUCACUUUUGUUUCUGUCCAUGCAGUCUUAGUUACACCUCCCCUGUGUGUGAUUCACACAGCCUGCAUGAAAAAAUGUUCACUAUCAACUACAUGUAACUUUAAAGGUUUUUACUACAGUGACAUGAUCUAUAGUGCAAAACUGCUUCAUUAAGCUAAAGUUGUUUUUGGUUACUAUAGUGUCCCUUUAAACAUUACUGUAAUAAAACUAAAUGCAUAAUGCAAAGAGGGAUGCAGUACAAGAAAAGCCAUGACCAAUAAAUUAUAACUUUUAUCUAUCUUCUAGAGCAGCGCUAUAGCUGCCUUGUUACAUGUGUUGGGUAUGAAGUAUAAAUGCAUGAGAGAUAUUUUGCUGUAAGUUCAGUAAUAUAGAGGUUGCAGGAACAUAUCAUUUAAAAGGUUUCUGAAUGGAAAAUGUGAAUCUAAGAAAAAUGUUUUCACGUGGUAUAAUUUGGUUAAGCAGAGUGCAUGUAAGUUUCUCAUUCCUAGGAGAUGAAAAAUGGGUUUUUGCUUGCAUGAAAUAUGAAUUUGUGUGCAGGGAGUUAUGAAAUGUGAGUUAAGUGGUGGUUGCUGUUAUCAGAGAUACUCUUGUUUUAAAGCAUGUUGACAUUGGUCAUUGUAAAAUAUAGCAAGAGUCCUUCUGGGGUGGAUGUGUUCCAAUAAGGGUCAGUAGGAAGUGCAUGGUGACUGCAGAUGAGCACUCAUGGCUAGAUAUAAUCAGUGAUUGUCUGUAGGUCAUAGAGCGUGCAGUAGGUGGUUUAUAAUUACGUUUACGUACGUUGAGAGGUGUCUCGUGACUAACCGGUGUAGAGGUUGUGAGCUGCAUAUUGUAACGGGUGAGAGUGCAUGUAGAGCGCUUGCGAGAGGUGGCUAGUGACUGAUCAUUAUAGAGUUUGUGAGUGGAUUAUAAUUGGUAGGUGUCGAGGUUUAGAGAGGUGUGUUAUAAUUGGGAGGUGUCAAGGUUGGGAGAGGUGGCUUGUGAAUGGUAGAUCUAGAAGAUUGCAAGCUAUAGAUUGACUCGUAGGUGUGCAGGUGAUUUGUUAGUUGGAAAAGUCACACCUUUAUAGCUCUUCUUGCCCCACCUGCAUUUCUUACUAGAAGCUUCUUACAACAGACUGUCGGAUGGACAGUUUCCAUGAUGGACAACUUUCAAUGUCCACCUACUUAGUCACUUUCUGUAUUGUGUGGUAUCAUUGAAGGUAGUUAAAAAAAUCCAUCGGUGCCCUUUAAUAUAAAAUACAAUAUAUUCAUGAUGAUAUUCAUCAUUCUAACUUAAACCAUAUAAUGCACACAGUACGCAAUAUGUACAAUAGGUGGUAUUAUUGCAAGAGAAGCAAAUAUAUUCACAUUGUCGGACUAUUUUUGGCCUUUCUACUUUUUUUUUUCCCAUCUUGCUGGUUGUGUCCAACGCAGUGCUUAAGUUACUUUUCAAUUGGCACUCAUUUUAAUUUUCAUAAAAAUGCACCUUUUCACUUCUUAAACACCAUAUUAUGUUCAAUACACAUGGUAUUCUUUAUUUUGCAUAAUACAACCUUGAUCUUAAGACCAUUUUGCGAGAUACUUGAAUGAUAGGAUCUGUGAUUUAAGAUGUUAAAUAACACACAUUCUAAACACAUUUGCUGAUGGUGUUGGAAUCACAGUACUGUUGAUCUCCAAGCCAGUCUGAUGUUUCUCAUAGAAGCAUUGACAGGUAGAGCAUGUGCCUCAAUCACUGUACUGCACCGGCAAUGCUUCUCAUAGAAACACAUUGCUUCCUGCUUUGUCCCACAGCUCAAAUCAAUCAGGAAGAGCCUCCUCGUGAAUGUUUGACAACUUGAAGGAUUUAAGAUUUCUCUUUAAACUGGUACAUUAAAGUUAGAAGGACAUGGUUAACUCCUAAAGCACUUUAGCUUGUUCUUUAAAGACUGUAAUUCAUUUACUUGUAGGUGUGUUGAUCUUUGAUCGAAAAUUGCAUUAAAAUGAUUUACCAUACAUAUAAUAUAUUUAGACCUAAAAAGACUCAAACAAAUAUGAUGGGACACUAUUGGCUACCAUUAGAUUUCAAAGACUUUUUAGCCACUUAAUCUGCUAACUGACUUUUACUCAUAUACUCUUUUCUUCAUCUUUCGUCUCUGAUCCCUCGACUCCUGCUUUCCACCUUCCGUGUUUGAAUUUAUUAGUCUAAAUGUACAGACUAGGUCAGUGAUGGAAAAUGUCUAAGGGUCCAAUAGGUCACAUGAUUGCAGGAAUAACAAACAUUUAAAAGUACUCAAACCCCAUUACUAUUCCACCUAUACUUAUUUGUUAUUUAUACUUUCUUUCAUUGCCCCACUUCCUAACGUAUGUUCCUUGUUCGCUCUUUUUUUAAUUAAACCUUUUAUUUUAAAACCCCUCAAAUAAUGUUCCUUGUCAUGUCAUCCUCUCUAUUAUGUCAUUCUCUGUUAGAGUUCUCCCUCCAUUUCAAUUCUCAUUUUUCAUCUGCUCCGAUGCCCUUUUUAUGUAUUUCACUCUAUUUAACAGUUUACAUUCUGCUGUUAACACUAGCCCCCCGAUAACUAUUUUUUCUUCUCUACCCAUAUCUCUGUUCAGCUACAUUUCCAUAUUGGACAUAUCGUUCUAAAAUCAUCUUUUUUUUACAUGAAUAUUGGUACUUAUACUUUCUCAUCCUUAAUUCCCAAUUAAAGAGACACUGUAAUAGCUUCACCUGAUUGACACUCUCCUUCUGUUGAGUGUUAAAAAGUUUUUAAUGCUAAAUGAGAAACCCCAGCUGCCCAUCCCAUCUGUGCUGCUUGGGGAGCAUGAGGAAGCGUUAGCCUUAGCAGCAGUGGGUGGCUGAGCGUGUCAGCUGACUGCUUCAGCCUCUCAUAGUUGCCUAUUGCUGGCAAGAAUUGGCAUGGCUUGAAAGGAAAAGUAAUCUCUGCCCUUGCCAUACCACCAGUGGGGACUGGGUUGUGGGCUCAUAGGGAUCCACAUUGUGUUAAACGAAAAUGGUUGGUUUUACACUGACUGGAGAAACAGUGUCAGUGGACUAAGCAAUUCAGUGCCUAGAGUGUCCCUUUAACCACUUUUCUUAAGUGAGUUUCUCACUACCUGUCUGCAACAUACUAAUUGCCACUGUGUGCUUGAUGUGUGUGAAUAAUUGAGUUGGCUGCGAUAUUUGUUCUGAUGACGGUUAUCGCCGCAUCUAGCACCAUACAUGUCACAUUUACUCUGGCCACCAGGAUUGAUUGCUACCCUGUACGCCAACAUGAAGUGUAACAUCAAAGGCCACCAAAUGCCAAUGCUGGCAAACAUAUAUUGAGUUUGCUGUCACUUGGCAAAUUAACAGGGUAGGAGGAGAUUCUAUUGCGUCUGUAUGAAUUGAUAUGCCUGUUUUCUAAUUAGAAUAAUAUUUACACGUGAAGAACCUAUGUACAUUAUUUUGCUAAACAGUGGGAAAACUGUGCAGGAAUGCGGUGGUUCUGUUCAAAAGUUAUUUAUUGCUAGUAUAACUUCUAAUUAAAUGUCAACUGAAGCAUCCCUCGUGAUAACCAAGCAUACGUGAAGAAAAUGAAACCUUGAGAAACAUUUUUAAUAUCUGUUCAAGAACUACAGAGGGUUAUGUAUAAAAAGGUGUUGUGCUCUGAAAAGUGGUCUAAAAUUCUAAAGGAGGGCAGUCGCAAUGGGGGGAAAAUAAGGACAUUUCAUUGUUCACACUCUUCCUUUUACACGUUUGCACCCCUAUUCAGAAUGGAACACACAUAUAUCUCUAAAGGCUUGUUUUUUUUUUUUUUCCCCAUUGCCCCCAUUUUUAAAAUAAGAUUAUCCCGACUAUCCUCUUGCGGCUCUGCAUCUCUGGAGAGACUUGGAAGUACCCAAGACAGUGAUUAUGGGCUACAAAGAUUGUCACCUUUAACUAAUUACAGGACAUGAUUUCCUAGGGUUUUUAUAGCUUUUAGUCCUGUGAUGCACUGUGAAUUCAGACAUCAUGUUUUAUUUUGUUAUAGAAGAACAUAACGUCUUGACCAUUACAAAUUUAAACUUCCACAACUUUGUGUUUGAACCAAUUUGCUCAGUUUCAUUCCUUUUUUAGGCUUAUUGUGUAUUAAUACGUAUGACUAACUUUACGCUGAGCGGUGAUUCGCCCACUUUUAAUCAUGAUCUCUGGGACACAUCAUAGUUUGAUCAUCAAAGCUAUAAAGCCAAACUCCGUUUUAGGAUUUCAAACUUUGUUAGCUUCUGGAAUAGUUAAAACAUGUUCUAAAUAAUACCUCUAAAAAAAACAAACAAUUUUUUUACUCAGAACACUAAUUACUCUAUAUUGGUUAAGAUUAUAAUUGUUAAUGUUUUAAGACCACAAUGAGUGGGGGGAAAAAUACACUUAAUAAAAAUAUUUUAUUUCCAAUGAAACUAAUAUUAGCCCUGAAGUUUUAUAAAAACCAUAAAAUGUUAAAUUGUGCUCUGUCAAAGGUAAUUGAUAGAAUCUGAAAUUGUUGCCCUCUUAGUUUGGCUCUCUAAAAUUAAACCAAUCCGAUAAUCAUGAAGACGUAAAAAUAUGCUUUCCUUUAACCAAAUAGCAUAUUUUAGGUAUGUUUUCUAUUUCAUAUUUUAACCGUAUUUCAACAAAAAUGCUCUAAAUUUGCUCUGACAAUUGUAGGGCACUCUUCCAAACCACCAUCUUAUCUAUUGCUUUAUGUCACCAUAAACUUACUGUGUCAACAGCGCCGUUAUGAAGACUGCAUUGCUCUACUUGGUUUUCUGACCCGUGAACAUCCAACUUUUUAAAAUAUGCAUUCUGACACUGUCAAAGUUAUUUACUAUAGUGAAUAUAGUCAGGAAUUCAAAGUGAAUUUCAAAUUUAAGGCUGAAUUUCUUUUAAUUAAGCUUUUUUUUUUUUAUUAUAAAAAUUUUAAUUCACUUUGAAAUCUCUUUAAGUUUCCAACAAUUCUUACUUGAGUAAAUACCUUCUAAGAACUGUGAAAUGCCACAUAUAUUAUUUGAGAAUUUGGUGAAUGUACGCAGCUUCCACUUUUCCAUUGUGAAAGGAGACACUAUGCAAGUAUAUCUCCUAACUUCUAUAUACAGUGUUAUUUUUAGUUGCACAAUAUAUAGGCAAAUUGUAUUUCUUCUAGUUUAUGUCCUAGUCACCAACACAAGUUGUGCAUAGCUGGUUCACUGUAAAGUAUUGUACAAGUAAAGCACACAAAAAUGUUAUUCAUAUAAAAUGAUUGUACUUUAGUGAUUUAGUUUUGGCACAUCAAUUUUAGGGCACUGUAUUGAUUUCUACAGUGUUUCAAGCCCUAGAUUUAUAAAAAUAUUUAUCAUUUCGUUUUUUCUAACUAAAGAACCGUGUGCACCGAUUAUGAUUUGAAAAACUUAACUGAAAUGAACACUAUUGCAUUAGGAAUUCAGUCGUAUUUCUAACGCUAUAAUGUCAUAGAGCCUCUUUAGUUUUAGGGUCCCUGAUUGUAAACUGUAAAAUAUCACUUUCCAGUGCCAAGACUCAUUCUGUGCAGCUGCUCACUCCUUCUCCCACGACAUCAUAGAGGCAUCGCUUUUUCCUCACAGAGAAUCAUUGGGAAUGAUUUGCACAUCCGCUCCAAUUAAAUGCUUCUCAUAUGGAAGCAUUAAAUCCUGUGCGUCCCUUUGAACUGCAUUCAUUGACUUUCAAUGUCCUCAUGCAGUGCUUGAAAACGUUGAGCGUCAAUGAAUGGAUCAAACUUUGUCUAAGCAGCGGAAGCGCCCCUAGUGGCUGUCGGGAAUACACUGCAGGUGUGUUUAGCACUGUGUUAAAAACAAUGCCAUUGUCUGUUUUUUUUGUUUGUUUGGGUUUUCUCCAAGAUUGCUAAAAUUUAGGGCAAUGUAAUUUUAUCACAUUGUCUAAAAACUUUAUAUUUUAUUUUAGUUUUCUUUACUGGUAAGUUAGCUUCCAGACUAGGCUGUCACCGGGAUUACAGACAGCUAUAUAUGACUGUUGCCCUGUUAUCAGAUCUAAAUUCCUAAUUUUGUUCCCUAUUUAAGAUGUUACUCUAGGCACCACAACCACUUCAGUGAUUUUAAGUGGUCAUGGUGCCUUGAACCUGCAUAUGCAGGCUUUUGCUACAGAACGCUGCUCAUACAGAGAUUAACCCCUCUGCUGACAGAAGUGUAACUCCACCUUCGGCAGUGUCAUAGAGGGCCUAAUUGUGGCCUGACAGAUUUCAGUUCUGUGUAACUUUCCUUGCACAGAAUUGUUAAGAUUAGUUAGCCAAUAAAGGUCUGGCGGUAUCGGAAUUUGUCUUCUCCAGCUCUGUUAAGAGGGCAAAUGUUGCUAAAUGGUUUUCCUCAUUACCAGGGAAAGGACCAUUGUACUUCUGCCUUCAUAAUGAUCAUGAUGCUCAUGCCUUAUGCCAACACAAUGUACUUCAGUGUACUAAAUACACUAGAGAUAAAUUAACGUCUUAAGGACAAAGGCUAUUUUGAGAAGGCACACAUUUGUGAUCAAAGCCUUUUUGGCAUUUUCGUCACCCGUUCCUUAUACUGCAUUUUCAACCUUUCUGUUUAAGUGCACCCCUACAUAUUUGUCCUUUUUAAAUGGACUCUGCAUUCACAAAAAUGGCUUGGAAAAGGUAUGUAACUCUCCAAACCGGUUUUGUGAAUGGGAACGUCACUGAUUGACUGAGUGUGUUUAGUUGACCACUCAAUAAAUUGUUUUGGUUUUUUUUAAAUUCUGUGACAACUUAAAUUUUUGGAAAAGUUUUAGAUUUAAAACCGUAAUUCACUCCUUGCAGUAUUUGUUUUAAAAAUUCAAAAAAAUAAUUUAAAUCCUAUACACAUUGGGCCUUUUAACAAUCAGGACAAAUUUAGUAAAUCCAUUUUGAGUUAGUUUUCUUUACUUGCACUUGGUGUGGAGAAAUUAUUGCAUGUAAAAUUAAGAGACACACAUACAGACCCGGACACACAGGUAGAAACACUGACACGUGGAUGCGGACAUACACAAAAUCACAGGCCCACAGAAACAAACAUUGACACUUACAGAUACACACACACACACACACACACACACACACACACACACACGUGCAGAUACGCGUACAGAUACACUGACACGUGCAGAUACAAACACUCACACACACACAUAUAUUAAACCAAUGAGACACAUGCAGAUACAAAGGUACAAACACUGACUCAAGCUGAAACGGACAUACACAAAAUCACAGACCCACAGAUUCAAACACCUUCAGAUGCACUGACACCCAUACAGAUGUACAGAUAAAAAAGAAACACUGACACACGUGCAGAUAUGCGUACAGAUACAAACACUGACACACGUGCAGAUAUGCGUGCAGAUACGCGUACAGAUUCAAGCACUGACACACGUGCAGAUACUCGUACAGAUACAAACCCUGCAAAACACACACAAAUAAACCAAUGAGACACAUGCAGAUACACAGGCACAAACACAAAAUCACACUCAGGAUUCAAACACAUUCAGAUGCACUGACACCCAUACAGAUGUACAGAUAAAAAAAAAAACACUGACACAUGCAGAUACGCGAACAGAUACAAGCACUGACAUAUGUGCAGAUACGCGCACACACUGCUACACAUGCCAGAGAAUCCAAACCAUUACACAAUAGUACAUUUGUAGAAAGUACCUCUGCUAGGCAACAGAGCAUUAUGACACUUUUUUUCGUUUGUAACGAAGAGCGUUGUGUCACUUUUCGUUUAAACUUUUUAACGCAAACUUAGGUCAAAAUAUGUUUCUUUUUAAGUGUUCUAUUUUGGGAAAAUUUACAGACCACACAUAUCCCACUACUGCAAACACCACAUAUAUACCUUUUCCCAAAACCAAACUUUAAUGCAGCCUAUAAUCCAACCUCUAAUCUGAGUUGUAAUCAGCACCUAAAGCAUACAGAUACUGACACGCAUACAGAUAAGCAGGCAUACAUACAAAUACUGACACGCACCCAGAUACAAACACUGACAUGCACACAGAUACGCAGGCACACAGAUACAGACACUGACAUGCACACAGAUACGCAGGCACACAGAUACAGACACUGACAUGCACACAGAUACGCAGGCACACAGAUACAAACACUGACACACACAGAUAUGCCGGCACACAGAUACUGACACGCAUACAGAUACCCAGGCACACAGAUACAAACACUGACACACAUGCAGAUAUAUACACAUACAAACUCUCACACACACAAAACCAAUGACAUGCAGAUACGCAGCCACACAGAUACAAUCACUGACACGCACACAGAUACUGGCAUGCAUACAGAUACCAAGGCACACUGACACGCAUAUAGAUACCCAGGCACACAGAUACAAACACUGACACAGAUACAAACACUGACACACAUGCAGAUAUAUACCCAUACAAAAGCGCGCGUGCACACACAAAACCAAUGACACAUGCAGAUUCACAGGCACACAGAUACAAACACUGGCACGCAUACAGAGGCACUGGCACGCAUACAGAGGCAGAUACACAAAUACAAACACUGACAUACGGAGACAGUUACUGACACAUGUGGAUGCAUGGACACACAGAUACAAACCAUGAAACACGCAUACAGUAAUGGACAUACAUUCAGAUACAGACACACACACACACAAAAUCACAAAGAUACAAACACAGAGACAUUCAGAUGCACUGACAUACAUAUGUACAGAUACGCAAAUGCAAACAAUGCCACACAUGUAGAUGCGCGCACACAGAUGCAAAUGCUGCCGUACAUAUAGUCGCACAGUCACACUGAUACACCGACUGACUCAGAUACAAUGACAGAUGCAAACACUGCAUACAGAUACAGGCACCCAAAACACACAUCCAGGUCACAAUUUUAGCCACACUCCAGUUUCCUACAUUCUGGGUGCAGGACAGUGACUUUUACUGGCUGGAGCUGUUGGGAGUUAGGGGCUCCCCCUUCCUCCCAGCAUCUUAGGUGGUUAGAAGGGGCAGUACACAACCAGACACCUCAUGACACAUGUCUAUCGGGCAGCCCUAAAGAUUAGGUGCAGCUGCAGCGCUAGAUUCCAUUUCCAAUGUUGUUGUUUUUUUAUUUUUUUUUUAAUAUACACGUGUCCCCGGGAGCACUUGAUUGUACAAGUGCCACGGUUUGGGGACACCUGACAUAUAUAUGGGUACACUUAAGCAGAAAGUGUGGUAGUAGUAAUGCAUGGCGGAAGUGCUAAAAAGGCCUUGGUCACAAACACAUUGCAUCUCAAAAAAACCUUGUUCCUUAAGAGGUUUUUUAAAAAAAACAUACUUUUGGAUCUCUGUUUUACCUUUAAUAAUUUCUACACACCAAGUGCAACUAAAGAAAACAAACUCAAAAUAGAUUAACGAAUUGUGAAUAUGUCCAGGAUUUGUUAAUCUUGAAGAAAUUCUUUAACAAAUGAAUUACAAAGCAUAAACUUUGCAAAAUUUAGCAUCCUGAGGUUACAACUUUUAUAGUAGCCAGAGAAAAUCCAAACCAUUACACAAUAGUAAAUUUGUAGAAAGUAUCUCUCCUAGGCUAUGUAACGAAGAGCAUUGUGACACUUUUUUAGUUUGUAACGAAGAGCAUUGUGACACUUUUCGUUUAAACUUUUUAUCCCAAAUUUAGAUAAAAUGUUUCUUUUUAAGUGUUCUAUUUUGGGGAAAUUUACAGACCACGUAUAUACCUUUGCCCAAAACCAAACUUUAAUUCAGCCUAUAAUCCAACCUCUAAUCAGAGUUGCAAUCGGCACUUAAAACAUCCCCUAAUCUCGCCUCUUAAUCCCUCCUAAGAGGGAUUCACUUUGCUGACGCCAGUACUGACUUUAGCAGAGGGAUUUCAUUCCUGACACUGUAUGUGGACUCUGUGAGUACUCUAUACUCUAUACUCUAUGGUUGUAGCAUGUGUGGGAGAUAUCCUUUUCAUGCUGGAGCUCAAGGAAUGGGAAUCCCUUAGGAGAGCGCAAGCAGUGAAACCUGAUCAGAGUAUUUUCAGACCUUGAGAUUGUCCUUGACACUGGGAACAUUUUAAAAUUAGAACUGUAUGCAAAUUCAUUGAAAGGGUUAUGUACAGAGCUGACUUAGAGCACUGCACAUAGCUGAUCGCUGGUCUGGGGCAACUAACUGUGGCCCCAGGUGACGGAGGGCACCUGGCUUGGUACCUUUUGCUUCAUCACGGUCUAUGCUGUCAACAUGCAUUAAAGCUCUGCACUCCAUAAUCGCAUAGUCAGUCAUGAAAUUCUUAAAGGGAUUCUAAAGUGUUAGAAAUACAAAUCUGUAUUCCAAACACUAUAGUACCCUUUGGUCACCCCCACCCUAUGGGAUUUUUGCUGACGCUGAAUGUCCUCAUGCAGAUCCUGAGGAUGUCUAGUGUCAUUUAGGGGGCUCAGAGUAUGCUAGCAUCCAGGAAGUACCUCUAGUGGCUGUCUGACCGCCACUGGAGGCAGUCUUAGUCCUGCAAGGUAAUUAUUGCAGUUUUUUCAAAAAUUGUAAUGAUUUACAUUGCAGGACUAAGUGGCACAGAUAUAUUGUGCCCAAACUAACUUAAAUGAGAUGAAGUGGUAUGAGAAGUUGCAGAAACUUUCCACUUUUUAUCACAAAUUUGGUUUCCAGGCAAUUCUCACUGUAAUGAAAAAACUUUUUUGCCUUGGGUGAAGGCUGGUAAAUGUUGCCCAUUUUGGUUUUUCAACAUGUGCACAUACAUAGAAUGUGGGAGUAUGUUGGCAGUAAUAAUAGUACGGGCAACCCAGGUUCUCUACCAGUUGUCUGCUGGUGAACCAAUGACACAUUUUACAUCAAUUACAUAUUUCCACAUUAAAUGUGUAUUUUGUUUUAUCUGACUUUUUUAUGAGAAUACUGAGAUUAUUAAUAUUUGAUGUGUGCAACCACACAACACGCAUAGAGCCCCGUUAGUAAAGGUGUUAUUGCUGAUAGCUCCUUGUCUCUGCCUUCCUCUCUUUUGUUCUUCCUGGAUUUUUUGACAACACUCCCUCUGACAGGGUUUUGUGUGUCAAGUGAACACAAAUCUAAAGAGACUGUAACUGCUUCAUCUCAUUGAAGUGGGUAUAGUAUCUGCAGUCUCUGGCGCUGGCUUUCCAUUGAGUGUUAAACAGUUUUUAGUGGUUUAUUGAUAAAUAAGAGAAGAGUCGUAAAAAUAAAGUCACCUCAUGUGAACCUAGAAAUACAUAUUUUUGUGCAGUAUUCCUUCUGGAGUCAAGUGUCUGCACCCUUCUGUCUGAAGGGGGGAAAACCUUUUACAUUAUUUGAAAGGGUCAUAGGUGUUGCCCAAUAAAAAGUCAACAUGGUUAAUAAACUGUUACCGUUUAAGCAUCUUUUGAUGCUUCGUUCUUUUCAUUUUUUAAAGGGACACUAUAUGCACCCUGACAACUUCAGCUCAUUGAAGUGGUCUGGGUACAAUGUCCAAAUUGCACUAAGUGCAAUUUAGAGAAACUGCAUUGUUUACAUUGCAAUACUAAGUCUACCUACAGUGGCUGUCUACCAGACCAGACUAGAAGCGCUUCCAGAAUGUUUCUGGACUUUUGGUCUGUUAGAUGGCUUCUGUACUGGCGUAUUCCAAGAUCGAUGUGAAUUGAGUCUUCCAAAUUAUGGUAUCAGGUUAUGGUUAAGUAGCCGUUUGUUUCCUUUUUAUGUUUAGUUUUAUUGGUGGGGUGAUAUUUUUGUCUGAUUGUGACAGUCUGUGAAAGUUACUAAUAUGAGUGUGUUCCACUUCAUGCUCUGAAGCAGCCACAAGUUGUUCUCAUCUGUCAAAAUCAUUCUUCAUGGCUAGAGAACAUUUCAUUUGGCAUCAACUCUACAAUUUUAAAGUCUAUACAGUUUGAACCCAUGAGAGCAAUAAAAAGUCCAUUCUUCAACAGACAAAAACAAAAGCUUUGACUUCAACCAGCUUCAAAAAAAGAAAAAUGGUAUUAAGUUUUUAUGGUCUACAAGAAUCAAGAGAAAAAAAUUACAUUUUAGUAAAAGGUCACCUUAAGUAUUAUUUUCAUUACUUGUUGCUAUGAAUGGAUCUGAAAUAAAGUGUUUUAGGGUUUUAUUUGACUGAUACAGAUGCUAAAGGGGGGGGAUGGCAAUGAAUUAGAUUUUUUUAAAAUAAUGUGUCAAUUUCUGCUAUUUAUUUCCUGUGUUAUGUUGGAACCUUGGGAGUUCUGGUUUCCUUUUCAUAAUCACGUGAUGGUAUUCAUUUUGAAGGACCAAUUUCAAAAUUAAAUUUGAACAUGGGUGUUGUGAGUACGCAUAUAUAUAUAUAAAAACAUUUUUAUCACUAAUUCAAUUGUCAUUUGUUUUGUUUUAAGAAAGUUAUUCAAACUGGAUUCAGUCACAAAUUAUAUGUAACAAUUGUUUUUACAACCAUGUAUAAAGUUCUUCUUAAAAGGAGAAAUAAGAAUAGUCAUGGUGUAAUUGGAAACAUCACCAAUGUCUCUUGGUUAGUAUCUACACCAUUUUCCCUGAAGAAUCCUGUAGCUGUUUAUAACUUGCUUGUUUGUUUUGCUGUUAUUUUAUUUUAAUACUGGGACUCCUUCAAAGAACUACUAGCAAUAAUUUUGAUUUCCCAUUUUAGUUCAUUUUAGAAGUCUGUAACAAAAUAUGAAAUUGUUGCUUUGUCAGCAGUUAAUGAGACCGAUUUCUACAAAUACCUUCACAUUUAGUUUUCAGGUACCUUUGGUUAAUGUAGUCUUAUGCAGCAAACCAUGACUAUUUUACUUGUCGCUUUAGCUAUCCAUCAUCCCACACCCUAAUUAUUCAGUUUCAGCACCUGGUGAGUUACUUAAUUUGCUAAAUAUGCCUUCGAUCAGCAUUCUCCAGUUUUUAAAUGGAGAGAGGCAUGAAUAUAAUAAGUAAGCCAACCUUUGUCUCUCCAGUUGUUGUGGACUACAUCUCCCAUAAUUCUCUGACAGCAUGAUGCUUUCAAAGCAUCAAGGGAGAUGAAGUCCACAACACCUGGAGUGCUGGAGGUUGCCUUCCCCUGUAAUAGAGAAAUGGUGUCACAUACCAUAUUAAAUUAGUGAUGGUAUGUAAAUAAAUUUAGACUGUGCUGAUAUGUCAUAAUGGCCACCAGUUGGCUAACACUGCCAAAGAUCAGUGCUUUUUCAGACUAUUCAGCCAUUAUACAUAUUUUGUUUUCUUCAAUGGAACAGAAUGUGAUCACUCUAAAUCUAGGAUCGCUGAAGGUCCUUGGUGACUAGUUAUGGCCACAGUGCUCAGAUGCAGUAGAUGCAAAUAUCCGGGUUCUGUCAUUUCCAUCCUCAUUGUUUGUUUCACUGGAAGCCACUUUCACACCACAAACAGAUGAUUGGUGUUCCACAGCGAUGGGCAGGAAGCACCCUUUAAGCCCGCUAUUCUGAUCUAUUUUGUGAGGUUGACAUAUAUUGCUAGAGGCCUUGGCAUUUUUUUUUCCCAUUAGAUACCAAUUAAUAGCAGCUACUUCAUUUUUACACCCCCUUAAGGGGAUUGUCAUUGGAGAGUGCAGUGACUGACAGUUUUACUUAUGUAACUGAAAUUAUAGCAUUUAAUUCCCCCCACAUAAUAUCAGUUUGCUUAUAUUUUUAAAUUGAAUGUGUGUUUAGUUAGAUCUCUGAUACCAAACCACAUCAUUGUGAACCAUAAUACGCAUUAAGUUAAUAAUUAUCUUUAUCUUAAUUGGUUUUCCUUUAAUCAUGCUAAGUUACCAAAUUUUGCUUUUCUGUUAUCUGUUUUCUGGAGACUAGUAUGGAAGAACACCCACAUUAGGCAUCAUUAAAUGAGUAAUAGACUUGGAGUAUAAAAUUCUAGCUUGAGAUUCUAAAUAGUCUGGAGCUGCCUUUUCAAGACUCUCCAAAUCUUCGUUGUAAUGUAAAUAGGGGUUGAAUAGAGUGCUGUUUGUAUCUCUGACUUCUUCAAUGAUGCUUGUCUCCACGUAACAGUUUCUCCCCAACGGACAAUAAAUUUGCCACCUGUUCAGAUGACGGCACUGUUAGGAUCUGGGAUUUUCUACGUUGCCACGAGGAAAGAAUCUUACGAGGUAUGUCAUUUUUAGAGAAUCCUGUGAAUUUCACAAAAAGUCAAAAGUACUAACAUGGACCCUACUUUUACAAAUUGGAGCUUUUAAAAUAUGAAUUAUAUUCUGUUCUGCUGAAAUCUGUUGUACCCUUUGCCUUUGGUGUCAAAAUAAUGCCUAAAUGUUCGUCAAAUUGUUCAUUGGAAAAAUUAAACUUACAAUGUAAACAUUCGGUACCUGACACAUAUGCAAAUGUGAAGUCCACUUGUCAUUUUACUUUUCAGGACACCUCUCAGUGAUUUUCUUGAGCCUGGCAGGGCCAUAAGUGGGAAGAUAUUCUGCUAAACUAAGCUAUUGAGUUAGCCUAACUUAAAACCAGUAUUUAGCAUUUCUCCCAUAUUAAAAUACAUAUCCAACAUUAUUCCUCAAGUGAUAGUGUAGAUGUUAUUAAUAAUGAUAGCUUAAGAAAUAUAAUUGUUCCUCUGUGGCCUGCCAUCUCCCCAAAGAAAACCAUACGCUUAUGUGUUAUCUGAAGAUAAUUGUUGUUUAUCGUUAAUCAUUUUGCAAUAAAGCGUAACACAGCUGACAUAAGUUGUGUACUGCAGAAAUGAGAAUUGUAAUCUUUGGAGAAGGUAAUUGCAAGACUCAAGCUGUACAGUUUAUACCGUUUAUUUUUUUAAACUAAAUGUUGCACUUGUUCUUUUUUUAUUUAUUUUUUCUUCUUCUAUACAAUAACACAAUUAUGAUCUUCAAAUUAAUUUUAAAAUUAGGCCUGGGAAUAAUACCGAAUUGCUGACCUUUUGGGUAUAAUGCAGCAAAAACAUUUUCUGGAUUUUAGACACUAGUAGUCAGUGUAUUUAAAGUGCAGUUCAUAAGUAUUUGGAGACUAACAUUUUUUUAGUGAUGAAUCUCUACUGCACUUUGGAUCAGAAGUGAAAAAUAACCUAUUAAUGAAGUGCUGGCUGACCACUUUAAUUUGACGGUAUUCACAUUCAUAAAACAUGUUUUUUGGAAUUCUAGCCCUUUUCUUCCAUUUUGGCAAAUCAAAAUUAAAUGAACAAAUUAAAACUCUCCUGUAAUACUUAGUUACAAAUCAUUUAACUUUGAUUACUGCCUCAAGUAAACAACCCAUAGGUGCACUUUCUCUAUAUACUCUAUUGAUGCUAUGCCAGGCCUGUACUCAUGAGAUCUUCAGAUCCUUUAUAUUUUGGGACAUUUGUCCCUUUUGUUUUCAUCACCUGGAAAUAUGAAAUCAUGUGGAUUCCUGAUGGAGGAUUGUUUUUGCCACUCGCAAAGAUUCCUUGGUUGAAGAAUAUUUUUGGUAAUUGUUCUGCUGCGUUCUUUCUGGCCAAUGUUGAUUGUAUAUAAAGAGAGAAGAGGAGGUUUCACUUCAGAAUCAACCCCACCAUGGCUGUGAGCAGUUUUAUCAAUGGACACCCGAGCCACUUGCAGUGGUAGCCGUACUUACCCAAACCAUAACGUUGGCACUACAGUGUUUAACAGAUCAAGUUCCAUAUUAGCAACCUUGAAGUCUUCACAUCCCUUUAAGUACAAUUUCAUUUCUAUCUCAUCUGUAUGUAGGACUUUGUUCAACAGUGUAAUUAGGGGUUUGCAGGUUGAGCUGUUCUAUGAUGUUCUAUGAUGCUCUUUAAAACAAAGCCAUUCUUGUACAUAAUGCCCAAGUACAAAAUAAAAAAAUGGACGCAUCUUUCCAGUUCCGUGGUUUAUAGGUUCUGGAUGGGAAUCUCUUCUUGGACUAGAAAGUAGCAGUUACCUGUCAGCCAAUCCCAGCUCUUAUCCUAGUUUUUUUGUUUUGUGUUUUUGCAAUGCUGAGAUCACAUAAAGCCCUGCUUUUGAUUGGUACUGUACCCAUCAUGCAGUUUCCAUCAACUACCAGAACUACAUGAAUGGGUUUGCAAACACAUCUCCAGCUGCAUCACAUAAAGCUUUAAAGCAGCCUGUUAAAGAGGUGGGUUCUUGUGUAAUGUACACAUUCAUAAAAACAACUUCAUCUCACUUUAGGGAGUAGUAGCUUCUUUCUGUGAUGUCUUUAGGUGACAAGCGGGUCUAUUUUGCAGAGGUUUUUUGUUUUGUUUUUUUAAAGCAGAUUGCUGAAACUGCUGUAUACAGGAACAGAAAGUGCCUGAUGUGUCUCUUAAAGCCGUUCGUGACAAGACAUACGGUGUUCAUUGGAGUCUUGGGCACUUUGUCUGUACAAACUUGUGGAUGCGCUCAGCCGCAGGACUUCGAGAGGACAGCUAUUACUGGGCUCCUCAACCAUGAGAUUUACAGUGGCUGCCCCAGUGAUUGUAUCUAUGUGACAAGCUAUCACAGUAUUCCUGUGCUUGUCAGCAAAUGCUGUAAGCCAUCUGUACUGAGCUUCUGCUGGCUGAUUCCCAAGUGAGGCAGUACAGCAAUAGGAAUAGAUUGGAUCCCAAGCACUGGGAGGCAAUCACAUUGAGCACAUACAUUUGCUGGCAGCUAAGGCAGUGUUAUCACUGUAGUUGGCUCUCACAACCAUCACGGGCCUGGGGCCAGUCUGCUAAUAGUGGUCUGUUUUAGAAAGGGUUAGAAAUAAUGUCAAGGCUUAACACACACCCUUCAGUAAGGUAACACAAAAAGUGUCUAUUUUAGAAAAGGGUAGAAAUAACAUCAAGGGUUACUAUUCUUCAGUAUGAUAACAUGAAUCAUGUCACUUUAACAAAUAGUGUCUCUGGGAAUCGGGAAAACACAAUAUCAAAAUUACACAGUGCCUGUAAUUUGAUCAAUUAACUUCUCAAAACUGUGGCAGAGGUUCACUUGGGGGUAUUUUGGCAUUCAGUGACACUAGCAGAACAGAAAUCUGUAUUGCAGCGGGUCAUGCUUUCUGUGAAAUUCCCCACAAAAAUAAAAUGCAUGUGGAAUUACACAAAUUAGAUAUAACGGACAGUUUUGGCAGAGUUGGUGAUAAAAUGGUUAAAUCAAAGGUAAAUACACAGGGUGGUCUAAUUUAUCCAAAUAUGUACUUUGUGAUACAGUUUUGGAUUUUGUGGCUGCUAUGAAAGUAUUGUGUUGGCAAACCAAAUUUAGCAAAAGAUUAACUUUAAAACCAAAACUUAAUCCUUGCUAUACUUGCCUCAUAACUUCCUAAAAACAACUGAAAUCCAGGACAAAUUAGGCAUUUUUACUAUCGGCAGUAAUAAGUGAACUUAUUUUGAAUUAUGGUGAGACAAACAAAUAGUAAAAUGCCUUGACCACAAACACAUGAAACCUCAGGAAAAGCCUUGGUCACAAUGGGUGUAACUUUUUUUUCUCUCCUCAUAUUUAUUCCUCCAAAUUGUGGGAUGUGUGGGCCGGUGACAAUGGGCAAGAAAAUAAAAAAAACUAUUUGGAGAUCCUAAUAUACAUACCUGAGAAAAACAUACUAUAGAUAUUAGAACAUGGUAUGUUUAUGUGGAAUUUGUAAUGUAAUAAUGUUAUAACAUAGAAUAAAGGCAUAGUAGAUGGAAUUUAAAUAAGAAAAGAUUGAACUUUAAGAUUGCAUUGUCAAGCAAUUAAAUAAUACCAAGUAUAUAUUAGUGGUCACACUUAAGCCAAAAAAAUUGUAAGUAUCUCAAAAAACAACAAAACAUACACUAUAUAAUAUAGUGUGUAUAUGUGGAACAUAAUAAGGAAUAAUGAUAAAUGAUAUAUAAAAAUAAAGGAAUAGCAAAUGAAAUAAGAAAAGAUUGUUUAUUAGAGCAAUAAAACAAAAUAGUGUAUGUAUUAAUGGGGGGAAAAAAGAACAAGAAAACCAGACAUUGCAAGUAGAUAAAUAAAACCUAUAAAGCUGAUAAAUAAAAAGGUGCUCUAGACUAUUAAAAUCGUUCAAUUUAGGGUAUAUGUUGGGCAGUAAUAUCAUAGAAACAAUUACUGAAAACAAUAGUUCAAGACGCUGUUUAGAUAUAGAGUAAAACUGUAAUGAUAAAAUGUAAAUGUCUGAGGGGGGAAAAGGAUGUCAGAAGAAGCAUGUGUUUGCUAAACUAUCAUUGUCACAUAUGGGCAAUAAAUACAGCAGAAGUUAGCAGUGUGAUUACUGAAGUCCAACAUUCUCCAGGACAUGAAGGUGGGUACAUCUACCUGGGGGCGAGGUGUCAGAAUACCCAUCAGUUAAAAUCCACACCCAUAUUGUGGGCAAAUUGUUUCUUCAUCGUAGUAAAAAAAAAAAAAAAAUGGGUGUCCCAGAGUGAAUAUAAUGGCAUGAUCAGAUGUGGUUUGAUGUCCCUGGUUGCCCUCUGAAAGAGAGUACCAUACGUGAGUCUAAUAGUUGACAACCUACUAACGUAGUUGAGAAAGGGUGGACAAGGCUAUGUAACCCCCAUAAAGCGCAAUUUGGAGACUGGAAGAAUUGGUAUGGUAGCCAACAGAGCACUUGAAGGAAUGAACUUUGUGACCUCAAAUCUUUGCUUUAAACUUAAGGUUUUAUUAAAAAGUGAGAUUUUUAAAAAACAUCUCUAGAUGCUGGGAUACUUCUACUAAGCAUUGGUAAUUUUUCAAAUGCUGCAAUGAUAGGAUCUCACCACAGUGAGUUGCCAAAGGUUAGAUAUCUGAACAUAUCAUGUGGAGACAUAAGUCAUUGUGAAGAAGUAGAUAUAUUCACCAAUUGUUACAGAUGUUUUUGCAGUAUUGUAGGAGAGUGAGCAAUACUAGGUAAAUUUCAUUCCACCUGCUGAUUGGUGAAGUAGGUCUCCCAGAUCACAGGUUUUAUUACAAGACAAGUAGCCUUGUCAUCACGCAACUUCCUAGAGGUCCAUGCAGAAACUUAAAGAUAGCCAUGAAAGUUGCAUCAGCAAUGGUAAAUGGACAUUACCACCAAUGCCUUCUGCCCUAUGGUGAAGUUAUUGGGAUUUUCUUUCAUCAGCAGUUCUUUCCAUAUGGGCAUUUAAGGAUAGAAGUAGUUUAUGUUCCUUUAGUGGAUAAUUGCCAGCUGAAUGGAAUCAGAUAGAGAACAUGUAUUUCAUCAUGUCUGUUUUCCCUUUGCAAGACAUUGUCUUCUUCAUUUACAAGGGUUCUGGCUUUCAGGUUUCUAGUUCUUAAUUGUUAGAGGACAAAUUAAGCAUCAUGGGCUUGGAACCUGUUUUUGUCUUUUGCCUAUUUUCUAUGCCCAGUAUAGUAGUGCUAUAUAUUUUAUUGGUAAUAAAGGCUUUUCUCUCUGUGUGUAUGUGUGUGUUUUAUUUAUAUAUAUAUAUAUAUAUAUAUAUAUAUAUAUAUAUAUAUAUAUAUAUAUAUAUAUAUAUAUAUAUAUAUAUAUAUAUAUAUAAUUUUUUUUUAUUUUAGGUUUCUCUCAGUGACUGUUUUCUUGGGAUAUUUGACAGCAGGGGUAGGCAACCUUUGUAACUAGAUGUUGUGGACUACAUCUCCUAUAAUGAUCUUACUGAGAUAAUGCUAGCAAAACAUUAGGGGAGAUGUAGUUCAGAACAUCUGGAGUGUCGAAGGUUGUCUACCCCAGCCCUACAGGAUAGGCAGUCAGCACCUCUUUCACGCUUUGUCCAGUUUUUAGACUGUUUGUAUUUGUACCAUUUAUAUAAGCAUCAAACCCACCCAUGCAAGCAUUGAUAUGUUGCACAAUUAAAAUAGCUUUAAAAAGAUAUAUUAUUUUGCCAUCGCACAUAUUAAUGCUGUGUCUACAUGCAAAGCCUCCUUAAACCAUACACACUACAGUGUCUGCAUGCCAGCUGACGUUCUCAGCCAAUGAAUGCCAUCCACAUGUGGACAGAAUUAAUGUUACUACAAUGAGCUAAAUGGGCUGGUCAAAGUAAUCCACCUUUGCUCAUUUGAGGUGAUGUACAAUAUGUGAUGACACAGGACAACUCAUUGGGGGGAAAAUUGCUUAUCUGUUUAGUUUUUUCAAUGGGAAAUUUACAAUUUUUGUAAGGGUUAUUCCAUGUUUAUUUAUUAUUUCAGGACAUGGUGCUGAUGUAAAAUGUGUUGACUGGCAUCCAACCAAAGGUCUUCUUGUCUCCGGAAGCAAGGAUAGCCAACAGCCAAUUAAAUUUUGGGAUCCUAAGAAUGGGCAGAGUCUUGCAACACUGUAAGUGUCUGUCUGUUUGCAUAUCUGAUUGUGCAUGUCCAAUCUUAGAAGAGUGAGUGUGUGUGUGUGUGUGUGUGUGUGUGUAUAUAUAUAUAUAUAUAUAUAUAUAUAUAUAUUUUAUAUUUUUUAUUCAUGUCAUAUUCAUACUUGUUACUCUCUCAGGAUAAUGCAUAAACAAUAUAUAUAAAUUAUUACUUGCACGUGUUACAUAUUAGUGAUUAUUUCACUGGUUAUUGUUUUUAGCACAAAUGUCUGUUUGCCUGGUGCCUGUAUUUUAAGCUUUUUAUUUUAUUUUGGGACUAUAUGAGUUUCAGUAGAAAAUUAGGACGCACUACAUGUGUACCUGUCUCUUUAUUUUUGUGUUUGUUUAUUUUUUGGUACGUAUUUAAAAUGAUGGCAUUUUAUCUUUGUCAUUCUAUACUAGACAUGCUCAUAAAAAUACAGUAAUGGAGGUGAAGUGGAACUUAAAUGGAAACUGGCUGCUGACUGCAUCCCGAGAUCAUCUGUGCAAACUCUUUGAUCUUCGAAACCUUCGUGAAGAGUUACAGGUGUUUCGAGGUCACAAAAAAGAAGCUACAGGUAAGACAUGUGAAUUGUUCUUAUGAAAAAUAAUGAAAUGUAUAAAAGAAAAUGUCCUGAUCAGGUUCUUUUUCUUUAUAGCUGUUGCCUGGCAUCCAGUGCACGAGGGUCUUUUUGCCAGUGGGGGAUCUGAUGGCUCUCUUCUCUUCUGGAAUGUUGGGUAAGUAUUAAUCAUGUGUGCAAUAUGUAUUUGUCAGAAUGUGGAUUUACAUAUUUUUAUAAUCUUUUUCUGUUUUCCACAGGGUUGAAAAGGAAGUAGGAGGCAUGGACAUUGCACAUGAGGGGAUGAUCUGGAGCCUUGCUUGGCAUCCACUUGGGCAUAUUCUCUGUUCAGGAUCCAAUGAUCAUACCAGGUAAUUGAUUGCAUAGUGCUUUUUAAUUAGCAUGAAGGUAAUGUUUGCUUUCAUGUAACCCAAGUUUUCUUGUAGUAAAUUCUGGACGCGGAACCGGCCUGGAGACAAAAUGCGAGACCGCUACAACUUGAAUCUACUACCUGGCAUGUCAGAAGAUGGUGUUGAAUAUGGUAAUUUUUUUUCUUCAACUACUGUUCUGUCUCCGUUUGUGGACGUAUAUAUCACUAUUAUUUAAGUAUAAUUUAAUUCCUUUUCUAACUUUAAGAAACUGCAACCAAUUAACGAGCCAUUUGUAGUAUUAGCGAGGGCUGUGUCUUAACUCCUCUCAAGUAUAUUGUUGCAGAAAUAAUUAGACAAUCAAGAUUAAAUGUCAGUGUUAAACCCUCUUUGGAAAUUAAUAUUUGUACAUUGGGUGAUGUAUGGCAGGUAUUCACGGUCUGAAUUUUAACAUUCAGGCCCCGGCUUACCAUCCGUUAAACAACAAAAUGUCCAAAAGCUCAACAAGAUCACUUUUUUUUUUCCUCUGCAACUAUAGACUAGUUGGGGAGUUAAGAAAAACCCUUUAGCCAUCCUGCCUACCAUACCUCUUGUGAAGUUGGGCCCUCUUACAAGGCCCUUGUUCCCCUUCCAACAGAGGCUUUUGCUCUCUCCUUUAGCCUGCUUAAUCACUGUUAAGCUAGUAUUUUACCACCAUGUGUGAGAAAUAUAUAGUGGGAUUGCAUGUGGCCCCUCCACAAAGAGUGCUCUUCUGUUUCGUGCUGAAACAUCAACAAUAAAUAAAAAGUACAGGCUCGCAUCCACCAAGAGCAUGGCUAUACUACUGAUCUAAUCAGAGAGAGGCACACAAAAUUGAAGACGGUUGAGAUCAGACAAAAACUAGGAGAUUGAGGCUGACCCAAAAUGGCUGGCCAGAUGGGGAUUGACUCAAGAUCAUGGUGAGAGGUGGGCAGGCACAAGUUUGGUUGGCAUUUGGAGGCCAACAUAAAAAAAAAAAAACCGGUGGAAGAGAUGGGGCAGACAAAAUCUAAAUGAUGAUUGGAGCAGACUUUAAAGUUGUGCGGUGUAAGAGUGUGAGAAGUAAAGAGAGAGGGGGCAUGGGAGAAAAAUUUUUCAGAAUCCUAUACUUGCAAUAUUUAGUUCUGCUUUCCAUACAGACAAAAUACAACAAUCACGCACAUUUCCACUCUACACAAAUACAGCCAAAUAUUCACACUCAAAAAUACCUCUGUGCUUACACAUACAAUUUUCCUUUAUUAUCUUAGCCCUAAUUAUCUUGUUAGUUUGGUUCUGUUUGUUGCUUGUUGUGUCCUUGAUAUAUAAUAUUAAUUCAUGUCUUUAGAUGAUGUUGAACCAAAUAAUCUGGCUGUUAUACCUGGAAUGGGAAUCCCAGAACAGCUGAAAAUUGCAAUGGAACAGGAACAGAUGAGUAAGAUCAUGUUAUAAACUCUGUAGUCUGUGUGCUUUAUUCCACUUCAUUCCUACAAUUCCAAUAUGCUUCCUGGUUUUCUUUUCAGGCAAAGAGGAAUCUAUUGCAGUGGAAAUGACAAUUCCUGGGCUGGACUGGGGAAUGGAGGAAGUAAUGCAGAAGGAUCAAAAGAAAGUACCUCAGAAAAAGGUUCCAUAUGCUAAACCCAUCCCAGCUCAGUUCCAACAGGUGAGUCGUAAAACGAUUGCUUAACAAAGAAAUAUAUACAUAAUAUUUUGAAGUGUAUCGAUAAUGAAUUACAAGAUACAUGCAUCUGGUUUGAGAGUUGUAGUUCAUUUAGCUGCUUCCAGAAACAGUGUGUAUAUGUAUAUAUGUGUGUGUGUAUAUAUAUAUAUAUAUAUAUAUAUAUAUAUCUCCCUCUCCCUCCCAGCGCUGGUGACCUCUCCUCCCCCUUCAAUGUCAGCUCACGAGUGGAGCAGAAUGUGCAUGUGGGAUUUAGAAAAGUUCAUUAAAGACACACUUUAGGCACCCUAACAGUUUCAUCUCUCGGUUGGUUAUAGUGAACUUGCACACAUGAAAACUUCCUUGCAUUCAAAGUGGAGUCGAUGUAAAGAUAUAGAAAAAGUAUAAAAAUGUUCUCUAAAUAAUGAUAAAAAAAUCACAAACUAAAAUAUGGCUGUUGGUUAAGUAUAGUGCCACUAUUACUAACCCAAGAGGGACCACAGGACUUAACACAUGCCCGCCUUGGCCAAACACUCUUUCUCAACAGACGGGUCCAACUUUGCAGGACAUAUAAUAGGAUGAAUUGCUGGGGAAGCAAUGGACUUGUUUGCUGCUUAUGAAGAAAAAAAAAGGUUAUAGAGCCUGGAGUUUCCUGGCACUGUCCCUCCAUUCAGUGGUAAACUUUUUUUCUAGCUGUUCAAUGCCCAUUGCUGCACAGGCUUAAGGCUUCCUCAUUAGCCAGAGCGGCACAUAAGGGUGGGGACUCUCAUUUUGCAUUAAUACAUAAAACAUUAUUUAGUGCCAAAUGGGACGACCGCACCAGUGAACUCCGGGCACUAUAACCAUUUUAAGGAGAUGAAGCAGUUACAGUGCCUAAAGUGUCUCUUUAAUAGACAGUUAUUUCGCAUACAUUUGUUAACGUUUCAGAUGUUUGCAUUUUGAGUAGUACAUUCUUUGCUUAUUUUGACAGAAGGAAAAUGCUGUAAAUUCCAAUAUAUAAUUUGUGUAAAAAGUACUGAGUGCAAAAUUGUCUUUAGCACUUGGUCAAGACAAAGCUCAGGCUCAGCAGCAAAUGUGUAGAUAUUGAAGAAUUGUUUUUCUGGAAGAGAAUUUUCUCAUGAUUUCUUUCUCUUGCAGGCCUGGAUGCAGAAUAAAGUACCGCUCAUACCAGCGCCUGAACCUGUUCCCGAACGAAAGGAAGAAGUUAAAGUCGAUGAUAAGAAAAAGAACCAGGCUGAGAUAGAGCAGGAAAUGGCAGCCCUCCAGUACACCAAUCCUCAAUUGCUGGAGGUAUUGAAAGUAAUAGAAAAUCAUGUAUUAAAGGGACACUAUAGUCACUAGAACAACUACAGCUUAUUGCAUUUGUUCUGGUGAGUAUAAUCAUUCCCUUCAGGCUUUUUGAAGUAAACACUGUCUUUUCAGAGAAAAGCCUAGGAAUUACCUCCACUGGCUCUCAUCAGAUGGCUACCAGAGGUGCUUCCUUGGACAGUGCUGCAGUGUCUCAACCCUCUGCAUGGAGACAUUGAACUUUCCUCAUUAUUGAUUCAAUGCAUCUCUAUGAGAAGGUGCUGAUUGACCAGGGCUGUGUUUGGCUUGUGCUGGCUCGGCACCUGAUCUGCCUCCUUGACAAACUUAACCAAUCCAAUGGGAAAGCAUUGUGAUUGGCUCAGAUUACUACUUUUGAUGACGUCAGCCAAGCAAGAAUAUCAGGGACAGAGCUAGCAGCAGCAGACUGAAUUAAAAGUACGAUGUUCCUAUAUUUAGGAGGCCCAGAGUGGCUACAUGGUGUUUUUAAUACUAUAUGGUCAGGAAUACAUGUUUGCGUUCCUGACUCUAUAGUGCUUAUUUAAUAAAUAUGGUUUAUGUGCAUUUUUAACUUCUCUAUAAAAAUGUAAAUAAAGGCAAAAUCGGUUAAAAAGAUCUUUUGACAUUUUGCUUUUUAAUAGGCAAGCUUGUAAACUUGCUAUUCAAUUUAUUACUGUUCCAUGGUAUAUUUCAAAGACCAUGUGAUUUUUAGAUUAGUAUGCUAUUUAUUUUUUACUUUUAAAAGCAUACAGUUUAUUCAAGCUGCUGCUUUACGGCAUUAUCAAAAUAUUUGAUUGCAUUUGUAAUAUAAUGUCAUUUAAAUGAAAGGAUCACUAUAAUGUCAGGAAAACUAAGCGGUUUUCCUGACACUAUAGUGCCCUGAGGGUGCUCCCACCCUCAGGGUCUUCCUCCCGCUGGGCUGAAGAGGUUAAAACCCCUUCAGCAGCUUACCUUUUUCCAGCGCCGGGCUCCCUCGGUGCUGGUGACCUCUCCUCCCCCGCUGACGUCGGCGCAUUCAAGCUUUCAAUAGGAAAGCAUUUUUCAAUGCUUUCCUAUGGCCGCUCUGCGUGAUGGAGGCAUAUGCGCCUCUAGUCAUCGCAGAUGCGCCUCAAGUGGCUGUCCGGAAGACAGCCACUAGAGGCUGUCUUAACUGCUAUGUUUGCAUCUGAAGGGUUAAAACCUGAGGUACCUGACACCCAGACCACUUCAUUGAGCUGAAGUGGUCUGGGUGACUAUAGUGUCCCUUUAAAGGACCACUCUAGGCACCCAGACCACUUCAGCUUAAUGAAGUGGUCUGGGUGCCAUAACCAACUGCUAUGUUUAUGAAUGGGCUAAGCCUUCCCCCAAAGCCUCUAGUGGCUGUCUCAUUGACAGCCGCUAGAGGCGCAUGCGUGAUUCUCACUGUGAAAAUCACAGUGAGAGCACGCAAGCAUCCAUAGAAAAGCAUUGAUAAUGCUUUCCUAUGCGACCGGCUGAAUGCGCGCGCAUUCAGCCGAUGGGGAGGAACGGAGGAGGAGAGCUCCCCGCCCAGCGCCGGAAAAAGGUAAGUUUUUACCCCCUUCCAGAGCCGGGCAGGAGGGGGACCCUGAGGGUGGGGGCACCUUCAGGGCACUAUAGUGCCAGGAAAACGAGAGUGUUUUCCUGUCACUAUAGUGGUCCUUUAAGUACAUUUUUAAUAAAAAUAUUGUACAAAGAAUCAUAAUUACCAACAAAUAAGAGGCCCACUUUGUCUGUAACAAUUCUUCCCAUUUUUCUUUUGUUGGUAAUUUUAUCUCCUCCUUUUUCCAUUUUCAUGACAUUUUUGUUUUCUAUUUAAGUCAAAGAUUCAAUGUUAUUUUUUUCAUAUAACAUGUGAUGUUAUAAAUACCAUCUGUAUUAUAUUAAUAACUUUUGUUUAUCUAUAUUUGUAAUCUCACCAUAGCGUAUUAUUUCUUUCAUUUCCAGCAACUAAAGAUUGAAAGAAUAGCCCAGAAGCAAGAUGUUCCAGGGCAAGCUCAAGGCCUUCCUUCUCCAUUGGCAGUGCCACCCCAUGUGCCCUCAGCAUUCCAGGGCACAGGACCACAAACCCAGCCACCCCAGGCAUUCCAGCAACCUCCUCCCUCCCAACAGAUGUCAGUGAACAUGCCACAUGGUCCUCAAGGACAAUUCCGACCUCAGGGGCCUACAGGCCCGCAAGGUUUCAUGGGCCCAGGUCCACAAGGUCUAAGACCUCAAGAAAUGCAUCCUGGGUUACCCAGACCUCCAGCUCCACAUGGAUCUAUUGUUCCCCAAGGUCCUCUACAAAAUACAGUGCCACAAGGUCACUUGGGAGCUCAAGGGCCUCCAGGUCCUAGAGGAAUCCAGGGUGUGGCUCCUCACCAUGGCAUGCAGGGAGCACCAGGCCCGCAAGCACCACUUAUGGGUGUUACUCCAAGAGCUCAAAUGCCUCAUGGACUUAGAGACAAUCAAGGUCCUAGUCAAGGUAUGCUAAUGGGUCACUCUGCACAAGAUAUGAGAGGACCUGCAGGUGCAAUGGUUGGACAUGGACCAGAUCUACGUGGACCCAUGGAAAUGAGGGGUCCCUCAGAAAUGCAUGGACCACAAGAUAUGAGAGGUCCCUCCGACAUGCAUGGCAUCCAAGAUAUUAGAGGUCCACCAGAUAUGCGUGGUUUGCAGGAUAUGAGAGGUGGAGGACCUGAUUUACGUGGCCCUCAGGAUAUGAGAGGACAGAUGGACAUACGUGGCCAUCAGGAUAUGAGAGGUCCUCCCGAAAUGCGAGCUCCCAUGGACAUGAGGGGUCCUCCAGACAUGCGUGGCCCGCAGGACAUGAGGGGUCCUCCGGACAUGCGUGGCCCGCAGGACAUGAGGGGUCCCCCCGACAUGCGUGGCCCUCAGGAAAUGAGGGGUCCCCCCGACAUGCGUGGCCCUCAGGAAAUGAGGGGUCCCCCCGACAUGCGUGGCCCUCAGGACAUGAGGGGUCCCCCGGACAUGCGUGGCCCUCAGGACAUGAGGGGUCCCCCGGACAUGCGUGGCCCUCAGGACAUGAGGGGUCCCCCAGACAUGCGUGGCCCUCAAGACAUGAGGGGUCCCCCGGACAUGCGUGGCCCUCAAGACAUGAGGGGUCCCCCGGACAUGCGUGGCCCUCAGGACAUGAGGGGUCCCUUGGACAUGCGUGGUCCCCCAGAUAUGCGCGGCCCUCAGGACAUGAGAGGUCCUCCAGAUAUGCGCGGCCCUCAGGAUAUGAGGGGUCCUCCAGAUACUCGUGGUCCUCAUGAUAUGCGCGGUCCCCCGGAGAUGCGUGGUCCCCACGAUAUAAGGGGUCCUCCAGACAUGCGAGGUCCUCCUGAGAUGCGUGGGCCUCAAGAUAUGCGAGGUCCUCCAGACAUGCGUGGUCAACAGGAUAUGAGAGGUGCUCCGGAACUUCGUGGUCCUCAAGAUAUGAGGGGACAUUCAGAUAUGCGUGGACCCCAGGAUAUGAGAGGCCCUCCUGACAUGCGAGGUCCACCAGAUAUGAGAGGACAGUCUGAUAUACGUGGUCCUCAGGAUAUGAGAGGCCCGCCUGAUAUGCGUAAUGCACAAGAUAUGAGAGGCCCCCCUGAUAUUAGGGGACCUUCAGAUAUGCGAGGCCCUCAGGAUAUGAGGGUACAUCCUGAUAUGCGUGGACAACAAGAUUUGAGAAGACCGAGUGACAUGAGGGGUACUCAUGAAAUGCGGGGUCCUCAGAAUAUGAGGGGUCCCUCUGAUAUACAAGAAUUGAGAGCUCCUCAAGAUAUGCACCUUUCUGAUUUGAGAGCCCCUCCUGACAUGGGAGAAAUUAGGGGUCCUCAGGAUGUAAGAGGAUCUCAAAAUAGAGGAGCAUCUCAAGAUAUCCGGGGACCAUCUGGAUCUCAAGGAAACCCACAAGUACCUCAUAGUCAACAGAACCCACCUAGAGCAGCCCAGCCACCGCCUCAAAAGGCUCCAUUACUGGGAGAUGGUCCCAGGCCAUUUAACCAGGUAACUGCAAUUUAUAUCAAUAGGAACUAAAAAUAAUAAAUGUUUAUUCAGUAUAACUUCUUGAGGAUGGAGGCAGAUUUCCACUGAGCUGAUUUGUCUUCUGAACCAAAACAAAACCUAGAAUUUAAACUAUGGUUUUCUUAGUAUUGUAUAAGUAUACCUAACUUCUCAUUAAGUGUGAAUAAAAUGGAGAAAAUGGGCACAUAAAGUGCAACUAAAGAAAAAGAACUCAGAAUAGAUCCGAGUUCUGCUUGUUUUUUGCCUCAUAAAUCUGGGUAUUUAAUGCUGACUCUAUACCAAUCCUACCCCUAAUCCUAUGGGUACACUAAUUCUAACCGUACACCUACCCUAGCCUUAACCCUACACUAUCCACAACCGUAAACAUUCAAAUUUGCCCUUCUCCAACACUAAUGUAGAGGGAUUUCCUCUGUUGACAUUAGCACUGGAAUCGGCAGCAGUAUUUCCCAGCUUACAAAGACCUAACUCUUAUAUUGCAGCUUCUGCAUGCUGUUCCCUGCCGAUCAAACGCAUUACACUCAGACUGCAAACUGAUUAAAAUUGUGAUGUAGAUGGUGAAUACAUUGGCAUGUCAUUAUUAUUAUUAUUAGCAUUUAUAUAGCUCUAACAUGUUCUGCAGCGCUUUCCAAUUCUAGAAAGAGCAUGGUUAGUGGUAAUCAUUUUUAAAUGUGAAGGCACUAUUUCAUAUACUUCCUUAAUAUGGUUAACUAAAUGAUGUAUUCCUUUUGCAUCAUUAUAUAUUUUUAUAAGGACUGCUGAAUUUGAAUACAUUGUUAGAUCAGUUUUGAUUUGGCAUAGGCUUGUAUUUUAGAGGAAUAUGCCCUUAAUUUCAAUUGAUUUUGUAAAGAGAGGCUAUACUUUAUAUUUAUUGUUGCAGAAUAUAUAGCGUAAAUAGUUUCUUUAACAGUGUUUUUUAAUAAAACUGGGUUUUUGGUUAGAAUUACCCUAUCCUGCUCACCUCGGAGUCCUUUUCCCCAUCCACUUAAAGGGGCCAGUAGCUCCCUAGCCCCCAUUCAUAAAAAAAUGUUUUUAGAAAUGUAUUUAGUUUUCUCAAGACGUUUUGUGAAUGGGGAGCUACUGAUUGGCUUAGAGCAGCAGCUGUCCACGGUUGUUGGAGUGUGCAGAGUGGUGCUCGUGUGGAGAUUUUGGUGUUAAAACAUUUGUGAAAAGUCCAACCCCUAAAGGAAAUGCUGGGCCAGGGAUCUCUUAGCAUCAUAACAAAUAUAUUUGGAGUGUUCCUUUAAAAAAAACUAAAGCACAAGCUUACCUUGGUUCCAGCACCAAAGCCAAGUUCUCCCUUCAGCAGAAUACUCCUCUGUUGAUGUUUUCUAGCCUGUGAUGUAAUUUUCUUUCAUUUUGAGCUGAUCUUAUCAGAUACAUAAUGUGUAAAAUCUUUAUCUGUCUGUUGUAGGUUGUAGAUUUACUUUUUAGAACAGUUUGACAACUUACCUGGAUGUUGUCAAAGCCUCGCAGCCAUAUGCAUUCCUUGCAGGAGAAUCUGGUUAGCUCUACUGAGCAAAGCAUGACUGUGCAGGGUUUUUGUCAUUGUUUGUGAGCAUGAGUCUUGGCUUGGUGAUGACAUCUGGCUUCUCUUGCAGGACAUGACUGGGUGGGAAGCAAUGGGACCCAAAGCAUUGUGAUUCUAUUAGUACAUUUGUAAUUAUUCUUAAGGUUGUUUUUUUUUUUAAAGCUUAAUAUUUCUCUUUUAUUACUUGUUUCCAUCAGCAGGUUGGUAAAGGCCAGGCCCCAACUCCUCUACUCCCUGGUUUAGCGGGACAGCAAGGCCCACAAGGACGUGUACCACCACUGAACCAAGGGCCUAGUCCUAACAAAGGUGCAUAUUGGCUGUACUACCUAGAACAUGUUUUGUCAAUAGCUGAUAAUACCAAAGUUAGCCCGUUAGAAACCAAGCAUCUCGUGAUGUGAAAGACUUAUGUAACCAUUGAUAAAUUAAAGGAGAAUUUUAUGUGUUCUAACCCCACAAUAUAUUCUCACAUAUAUUCUCAUUAACACAAUUAGUGAACAGGUUUCAUUUUUUUUAUUUUUUUUUUAAAUAACCGUUGUGCAGCUGUUCUUAAACUUGCAUGAUAUUGCUGUAAGUUAUGUGCACAAUUGAUAAAAUAAACUUGGUGAUGUAUAGAAAAAAAAAUUAGUGCUUACUUCAAACCGUGUUAACAUGCCGUUAUGUUUGGCGCGCUAUACCAAAAUCUUAAUAUACACAUUUUUAUUUUUUUAAAUCGGAUUUACCCCAAGAAUGGUUUGUAAUAUAUGCUUUUAUUACUUGGCGAACAUAAUUGUGCCAACUAAAAUUCUAUUUGUUGAUAAAUUGCGAUGCUCUCAUUUCAUGUAGCCUUAUUUGCUGUUUAUAAGUUACCGGUAAAUUUAAAAAAAAUGAGUUUCUUCAGUAUGUUUGUGAUCCAUGAUUUACCUGCCUCUAAUCAUUACUUAAAAAAAAAUAUUCUAAAAAAACAGGUGAUAUUCGUGGACCAGUAACCCAUCAGUCAGAAAGGAGACGUGAGCCAAGUCCUGAGCGUGGCCCGUUCAGAGGUGGACAAGAGUGGAGUGAUUCACGUGAUAAUAGAGGACAUCCUGAUAGACGUGGAACUCAUUCUGAUCCACAUGAGCACCCAGACGAUUAUCACCCAGAUGAUCGUUAUGGUCCUCGUAGAGAAUUUGAUGGAAGAGGAGGUGGCCAUGCAUCGCAGGAUGAUAAGUGGAGACGUGGAGGAUCUAGCCAGCCAUAUCCUUCAAACCAUAGAGAUUUUCCAGAACGGGAUAGAGAUUCCAGCAGAUGGGAAGGGAGGAGACACUCAGAGGAGAGAUAUUCCAGAGACUCUGAAGAUAUGAGGUUUCGUGGACAGAGAGAUGAAAGGUCAGUAGAGUGAUUAAGAGCUCCAUUCAGAAUAUGUAUUUAUUCUCUAGGGGACUUAACAAAGUUUACACUGACACGUGUAUUUCCCCGUUUUUCCUAGGUAUAUGUAGUUUAGAAUUGUGUUUUUGAAAUGAAAAUGAAAACAAAUUUGGUUAAAAUUUUGUCUAAUAGUAUUGUGUAAGGUAUGCCAACUUCUGACCAUAGUCAGGCUACUAAUAAUAUGCCACAUUUGCUGGUCAGAUUUGUGUGCAUUGUACUUUGCACUGUCUCAACGCAAUGCCUGUGUUUAUUCUUUAAUAUUACCUUGUGUUUAAAUUAAUUUACAAAUCACUCAGAAUGUGCAUUUAUUUCUUGAAUUUUUAGUUUUCGCAGAGCUGGUCCUCAAAGACACGAAGGCCGUGGUUCACGAGGAAGAGAGAACUUUUCCAAUGCUGAGGAAUUUCCACCAGAGGAAAAUUUUGAUUCAAAGGAUGAUUCUAUAAGAGGGCGAGAUGCAAGUAGGGGGCGUGGACGUGCCACUCAGAGAGGUGAGAAGCAUUGCCUUGCAUCUAAUUUAGAGCAACUAACUAUAUUUCAUUUCGUCAUACUUGUAUAUGUAAGCAGAGUCACUGCACAUUAGUAAAAGUGUUGCUGAAAUUUUUGGGGGUAGUUUGUUUUGUGUGGGUGUGUAUAUGUGUGUAUUAUUUGUUUAUUGCUUUGAAGUUUACUAACAUGCAAUAGUUGUUCCAUUCCCGAUUGACUUCUCAUUUUCUAACUGUAUAAUACUGGUUUUAAAAUUGUGCAAUAACAAAAACGUAAUAAAAAGCCCAGCAAAUUGUUAAUUAAAAAACCUAUUUAAAAUACCUUAAAAAGCAACUGUCUCUUCCAGAGAAGUUAACGUUUUUUGUUACCUCAGUCCAGUAAACACUAUUACAGCAGCACUGGCAAAGUAUGUAAAUUAAAAUAAAUGAAACUAAAACAUUUUGAAACCAUUUUAGCUCUCCCAACUUCUAGUUAGCCAUUUGACAGGGCAGAGGAACAAAGGAAUGGUCACUUCUCAGUAAGUGACAGUUUGUCUUUUAACAUCUUUACGAAGUGUGGGACGAGGAUCAAAUGGAACAUAUUUUAGUAUAUUACAGAAUAGCCAUCAGGCUCCAGACUUAUGUCAUAAAUCCUUAUCACUUCUGUGAUCUCCAUAGUGAUAUUGUUAUUUGGUGUGUUGGCUAUUUCCAUAAGAAUACAAGUUUGGAGUGCCCUAGCAUAUACCCAGCUGUUAGGAGAGUGAUUGUAUACACUUCUGGUCAAAGAUUUUAGAAAACCUAAAUUUUUUUUAAAUUGAAAUUUGAAGGGACAUUCCAAACACACACAAAAAGAAUUGGUUAAAGAAUAUAGGUAGCGUGUGAAUGGCAGGGGGGGGGAAGUAAAGUAACAGAGGGACAAUUUAGCACAAUUUAAUAAAUCUGCCUGAUUUUUGUCCCGAUCUGUUUCCUCUUUUGGGUCUUUGUCUGAAUGCACAUGUUUUUCCCGCAGGACGGAUUUUAGACAAAGUGUUACUUUAAGGUCACAUUUGAGAGUUUAGCAAAAUAUCUGUGCAUUUAACUUUCUCCCAGGGUUAUAAAUACUUUUCUUACUGACUGCUCAUCUAUAUUAUUACAGGAGUACUCUGCCAUAUUAUGACAUUUAUCUUUUAAGUUAUAGAAAACAUGUAAGAACAUGCUUAAUUUUAUCAAUGUUGCAUUGCAGAAGGACGAAAGGGUCUCCUCCCCACCCCAGAACAGUUCGCUGGUUCUGACCGUGGGCCAAAUCACCAGACUCGGGAUCCUGGUAGAGAAACUGGUAUGUAUUUCACUAUAAAUUUUGCAGCUUCACUUGAGGAGGUUAAUCUGUGUAUUGCAGCCUCUCCUACGUGUGGUUCCAGCUAUUGAAAUCUUUUGUGAAACUUUUUACCAUGUCUGCUAACAGUUCUCUGGAUUUUAUUUUUUCCAAGUAGUGUACCACUAACACAGCAUUUUUAUUCCUACAAUAUUCUUCUACUCCCUUCCCUGUAACAAUCAAACUCAUUUAUGUUGAAGCAUGAGUGUUUUGGCACAUUCCAGGCACCAACCCAAUGUAAUUGUAAUUGGCUCAGGCCCCAUGGUAUUGAUGUAUUUUACUCCACAUUCAAAUCACUUCAGUUUUUUGACUGUGGUGUACUCCGUGCUCUUUACCAUACCUUCUCUUUCCACAAAACAUCUAAAUUAGAUGGAAUCUGAGUAUGUACAGAUUGUCAUGAGAGAUCAGUACAAAAUAAGUUGCUGACAAUUUCACUCCACAGUCAAUCUCCAUCCUCUUAUUAUUAGUUCUGUUUAUAUAGCUCCAACAUUUCAUGCAGGGCUUUACAACUUUAGAAAGGGAAUAUUUGAUAACAAGUAAUUGACAGAGACAAAUGGUGAAUAAAGCCAUGCUCAAACAGGCUUACAAUCUAUGAUCUGCCUCCUUUCCUCUUAGCAAAAACUGUCAAAUAUAUUUAGUUGUGGUGGUGCCCAGAAUAUUCCUUUAAAGCAGGUUUGUAAGAAAUGCAAGAGCGAUAGACCUUCAUGUCACCAUUUUGUGUCCUCACUUUUAAAACAUUUUUUAUAUUGUCUACAUACAACUUGUAACUAUCCUUUAGUUGUCUUACCUAACUUUCUUGUAUUGUUAUGAAAUACUUUAUAGGUAGAAUAUAUAGAAUAUUAAUUUUCUUCUCAUCCCCAUACAGGAACAGAACACUUUCACGAGAGCCCUCGUCGGGAUAUUCCCACUCCAGAAAGUCACUCUCCAGCUAGUAGGGAACGUUCAUCCUCAUUACAGGGGAUGGAUAUGGCUUCUCUUCCACCACGCAAGAGGCCCUGGCAUGACGGGCCGGGAACUCCUGACCACAGAGAUAUAGAUGCAGCUUUAGGUGUACCUGAAGAAACUGGAAAAGGUGAGUUUGGCUGUUGAGCUCACCUCUGGUGAGCAUACUAUGGUUUGCAGGGGCGAGUAACUUUUCAAAGGCCUGGCAAGUAGCUUAGAACUACAAAUUUUAAGCUGUAUUGACCGUAUAUACUAAAGACUCAAGUUCAAAUGUUUUCUAGCAGGCUCAAAUCUCUUUAAAACAUUUAGGGUUUUUUUUGUAUGUUUUUUUAAUGCAAAAUCAUUAUGCUACAUUUAUUAUAUGUCAGAGUACUGGUUUUCCUCUUUUAUUCUAAUGUCAUUCACUUUUCCUUUUUGACACAGGUCGUGAGAGCUCAGCUCAUUCUUCAAGAUCACAAAGGCCCAACCGCUCCAGCUCACAGGAGCAGGAUGAGAGUUCGAGGGCAGGGCGAGGGUCAGGAAACUGGAGCAGGGGAGGCUCUGGAACAAACAGCACUAUGAACUCCAACCAGUCAUGGCGAGGAGGUCCUAGGUCUAGUGGGAGCAGUAGUGGAGGUGGAAGGAGUCGGUAGGAAAUCCUAACCAGUACUCGAACAGUCUCUUUCCACAAGUCCAUAUUGGACCAAAUAUAUUAAAACUUUAAGAGACUACAGAACAGUAUCCAAACUGUAAAGACAUUUUUUGUUUAUGGUUCUAAGCUUCUGUACAACAGCCAUGGAAAUUGAAGCAUCGUUCAUCUUAAGAAGACCGAAUCCUUGAUGGAAAACAAAAUAACACAACCUUUUUUUGUUUUCCUUUUUCAUUUCAGUAAUUUUCCCCCCUCACUGGUAUUACAGUGCUGACAUGCACUGUACAUCCCUAAACUUUUGGGGAUAUGUUAUGAAAAAAAAAUCUGUACAGUUUGUCAGGAAUUGAGUUGUUUUUUGUUUCUUUUUGUAUGCAAUGCCGAAUGUAAUUUGCUCAAGAAAUAACAAAUGAAAGUCUUCUAGAACUUGUUUUACAUUCUGGAUACGAAAGUUCCUGUUGUGUGUAUAUAUGAGAGAAUUCCUGGAUUUUAGGUCAGAAUAUUAUGUUUGCAGCCAACGCAUCUGAUAUUAACACACUGCAAAAGUAUGCAAUACAGAGUAUGACUUUUUAUUUCCUAUGCCUUUCACUCACUCUUCUCCUUGAUAUUCAUAAAAGCUGCUGUUUGUAAGUGACUGUCUUAAAGCAUAAGAAGAGCAGCUGAACACACAGAUUAAAUUACAUUAAAAAAACAAAACCUUUAAUCUUGAGGUUCAUAAAAGUUGAAAAUACUUUUUGGGAAAUACAUUAUGUGCUCUCCAGACUGUUUAUCUGCCUCGUACCAUAAAAGUUCACUGUCUGCCUUCUCAUACCUCUCGGAUUAAUGUUGUAUUCUGUACAUAAAGGUUAUUGACAGAUGGGAGCAGAUGGACACAGCUUUUCAAACCUGGUGUAAAGAUAUUUACAGACUUGUGCAUGUUUCUAUAUUCUAUGAAAGAUGCUUUCCUCUUUGUUUGUUAAAUCUGUUCAUGUUUCUGAAAACGUUACAUAUCUUAUUGUCUCCGAUAACCUGUUAAGAUAAAAUAGGUCUUGGGAACACAAGGGACUGUUCCUGAAUCCAGAUUAUAUCUUGUUUCAAUCUUACACUUGCAGAAAUGUAUUAUGAACAGGAUUACACAUAGGGCGGCAUGUCUUGAUUUAAUCAAAUGGGCUUUUGAUGUAGGUGUACCAGCAAAUAUUUUAAAAGCUUUGGUAGAACUACCAGUCCCAUGAUACUCAGCAAUGAUCGAAAAGCAGUUUCUCUCCUUUUAGUCUAGAACCACAGGAACAGUAUGUUCGAUAAAGGUAAUCUGUUGAGCAUUCCACUACUCUAGCUGGGAUCUAGACUUGCCUACUUUACUGCAGUCAUUCAUUGAUGGAUUUAUUUAUUUUUAAAGCAUAUUAUUUGAAUCACUACUUGCAACUACUUUAAUAUGUUAUGCUAUAGACAGAACCAGAGUGUAAUCUCUGCAGUGAUCUCUGGAAUAGAAAAUGUAUUCUCACAAAAGCAACCACUUGAAGUAACCACGUGUAUGUUCCUCUACAUGUGCAAGCACAUUUUCCAAGCACAAAAUGUAGACAUUUAGGCACUGGGUUUAUUAAAGGACCACUAUAGUGCCAGGAAAACAUACUUAUUUUCCUGGCACUAUAGUGCCCUGAGGGUGCCUCCACCCUCAGGGACCCCCUCCCGCCGGGCUGGAUGGCGAGGAAAGGGGUUAAACUUACAUUUUUUCCAGCGCCGGGCUGGGAGCUCUCCGCCUCCGAUCCUCCUCUUCGGCUGAAUGCGCAUGCGCUGCAGGAGCUGCGCGCGCAUUCAGCCGGUCUCAUAGGAAAGCAUUUACAAUGCUUUCCUAUGGAUGCUGGCGUCUUCUCACUGUGAUUUUCACAGUGAGAAGCACGCAAACGCCUCUAGCGGUUGUCAAUGAGAGAGCCACUAGAGGCUUUAGAGGCUGGAUUAACCCAUUUAUAAACAUAGCAGUUUCUCUGAAAUUGCUAUGUUUAUUUUUUUUAAAAAAGGGUUAAUCCUAGAUGGACCUGGAACCCAGACCACUUCAUUAAGCUGAAGUGGUCUGGGUGCCUAGAGUGGUCUUUUAAUACUAAACCCAUAAAGAAAAAUUGAUAUUCAAAAUAAUACAUAGAUUAUUUUAUGCUAAGGUUAGUUUAAUUUUACUGUUUAAUUAGAGAAGCUAUCAUUCUGUUUUUUAAAUAGUGAUCACUGCAUUCACAUUGUUUUAUACAACUACAUUUGCUACACUGUCACACCUUUAGCCAGCUACACAGAGUCUAACACAUGUAAGUGACUGUCUUAAAGCAUAAGAAGAGCAGCUGAACACACAGAUUAAAUUACAUUAAAAAAACAAAACUUUUUAAUCUUGGGGUUCAUAAAAGUUGAAAAUACAAUAUGAUGGCAUCUACAUAAAGCCUUUCCAAUUCAUGGUGUGAGCAAACACAAAACUCAUUUUGUUAAAAAAUUUUUUUUAGAUAUAUAGUUUGAGCCACCAAGCAAAGAUUAACAGAUUUAGCCAAUUAUAUCACUUUUAACAGGCUGAUCAUUAUUCCUCAUCAGUCUGUUAAAAGAUCAAUUGCAUUCUAUGCCUUUAUGAUAGGCUAGUUUAGUAAACCUAGAAUGGCAGGCUCACGUACCUCAAGCAGCUGUAUAGACUCUUACAGUUACUGAAAGAGUCGGUUAUUCUAAUUUGGUUUCAUAUUCACCAAGACUAGGUUGACAAUCUGUGUUUAUUUUUUAUUGGUUAAUAAAGAAGAGAAUGCUGACCGGCUCUGUAGAGAGACAUAUAUGUAUAAUACAAAUAAUUCCACAAAACCGACAAAGACCAGACACAAACUGGAUAUAAUGUCAGGCAGUGUUACUGUGGUAUAAAGUAUUUGUGGAUUGCUAUGGAGAAGAGCUUCUCUUGAGUGGUGGCACUUGGCUUUUCUUCAUGUUUGUGUGCAUUCUCAUUUCCCCAUAUAUAAUCCAAAGUAUAGCACGCAUGUUUACUGGUAAGUUGGAUGUGCUAUUUAGCAACCAGUGACCACCUGCUUUUUAACACUCUGUCAUCAAAUAAUUGCUUUCAUGUCUGGGCUGGGGGUACCUGGCCUUGCUUUGUCCUGUUGAUUUUAUUUUAGUGUUACUUACUGUAAAUCAUUCUGAUACAGAGUCCUGGACCUAAAACCUUUACACAAAAAGCUCUGUACAGGCCUACAUUGCUUCUUAUGAAUUUCAGUCUUACCUAAUUUACAUCUCUGCCUGGUUUCAGAAUACUAGAAACUAUAAUUUAUAGAAAUUCCUCUCACCUCUGCCUCCUUAAAACUCAAGCAAAGUUCAAUCCAGCUAAGGAAAUAAUUUACAUAUAUAUCUGAAACCAGCUAUCUGUUUCCUUUUAGUUGUCUGAUGGGCUUCUGUAACAGAUUCACAAUUUCGAUCUCUUAUUUUUGUUGCUCUUAGUAUGGUUUUAGACAUAAGUAACAAUUACUUUAUUAUUUACAUAAUUCACCAGGUGUCUGAAUACAUUACUGUUCUUUGCUAUUUUAAAUAUCUCUCUCUCUCGGAAAUGCCUUGUUUACAGUAUUACCGAUUUUAAUUACCUCUACGAUGAUGGGAUGGUUUCCAUGGCAGCAUCACAAAUGAAUAGCUCUUACAUGUUGUCAAUUAGGCCAGGAUUAAACUAAUAAAGUAAACUAUGGAUAUAUAUUUUAUUUUUUUAAAUCAUCCAGAAAAGGUUCAUUCUGACUCAUUUAGAAGUAUCAAAAUCUCACUCUAAAAGUUUACCUCUCGCACAAAACAUGACUUUGUGUCACUUUUUAGGGAAAUGUGAUUUAGACACUUUCAAUAUUAUUUCUUGAUCUAAGCCGAAGUUAAUGCCAUUCUGGGCUCAGGGAUGGUCACUGCAAAGAGCAGUUUGAAAAAGGAGUAUGACAUAUGGAAACAAAAUGGGCUAAAAAAAAAAAAAGAUUCUAGCAUUGAGUGGUGACUGUGAGAUUGGUUAGAUAAUGAUACUUAUUAGAACCGCCAUUUUGGGCUUAUUACAUUUGUCUACACCUGCUGAAAUCUUAUUCCUUGAGCGAUUAAAGUAACCACUUUAGUUUUUUGGUUUUCCAAUUUUCGAUACAUUAUUAUGUAUAUAUCAACGUGUUUAGAAUUCUGGCAUGGCAAUCAAGACUUCUGCAAUAUACUGGAAUCUGCAGGUGAGUUAUUUAUUUAUGUUUCAUGGUUUGGUGUUGGUUCAAAAAGAGCUGUACAUGUGAAUUAAAAUCUAAUAAGAUUCUCUUUGUCUCUCCAGGUCUUCAACCAAUCUCCUCUUGCUUUUACUAAAAUGAAUGGAGAUCGAAAAUGCAAUUACUAAAUUCAGUGGAAAGACACAUGAAGGUAAGAAGUUAUACAGGUGAUGAUUACAUUAGACAGUUAUACCUACAUCUGAACAGUUUAAGUAACAUUGCUUCCUGCGGGUGGCCUCUGCAUGUUCUGCUGACAGGCUAUUUUCAGUGCCCUCUUGACUUUCCAGGUGGUGUAAAGAGUGCCAUGAGUAUUGUAUAACAUUAUAUACUAUAUAGCUUUUGCCCAUGCAAAACAGCUGUGAUCGCCAUCUCUGUGCCUAAAGCACGUACUAACAGCUGUUUCCCACACUAGGCAUUUUGGAUUAAAAAUAUUUAGUUACUAUGAUAGGGGACAAAUGAAUGGAGCUGGGGGUAGGGGGAAGAGAAACCGGUAGAGAAGAAUGUGCAAUAUCAGAAGAAAGAAGCUGCAUGAAGGAAUGAGCAAUGGAAACAAGAAAACCACAAUAAGCACAGUGCAAUAUCAAACGAAGAAAACAUUAUUGAGGUGGGGAGAGUCAUGUUUGUACAGUUAGAACAUAAGACUGGUUUCAAUAUAAUCAAUGAACUGUUGUAUGGUUUAUCAACUGCAAUAAAGGAUAUGGUUUUGUUUCACAUGUGUUGUCCAUAUUUAAGUGUCUUAUUAAGUUACAUUACUAGUUUUAUAACUGACAGAUUCUGG
Messenger RNA from Pelobates cultripes (western spadefoot toad), 58904 nucleotides. Lineage: Eukaryota; Metazoa; Chordata; Amphibia; Anura; Pelobatidae. The record is from the annotation of a GenBank genome assembly.